Pocillopora meandrina is the source of this 52310-nucleotide messenger RNA. The record is from the annotation of a GenBank genome assembly. Lineage: Eukaryota; Metazoa; Cnidaria; Anthozoa; Scleractinia; Pocilloporidae.
AUGCGGGACGCUGAAGUAGUUUGCCGCCAGCUUGGAUUCGAUGGAGCGUUAUCGGCAUCUCGUGAUGCAUCAUUUGGACAAGGAAAUGGUCCGAUAUGGCUGGAUGACAUGAACUGUGUAGGAAUGGAGAUUUCGAUAUCGGACUGUCAUCACAGUGGAUGGGGCGUCCAUAACUGUGGUCACUAUGAUGAUGCUGGCGCAGUUUGCCGACCGACAGGUAAGCUUGUGAGCUUACAGUUAACUGGCUGAGUAUCUCCUUAACUUCGUCAAAGAGACUUUAAAGGUCUCUUGAUGAACCCCUACGAAGCAAGGAAAACUAGUUUGAAUUUCUACAUUGACAACAGUUACUUUGAGGAGUUCCACUAAUUACUCAUUUCCCUUUUUCUCCAAUUUUCUUCACUGAUCAUCAUUUGAUCGGCAGCAUUAGGCUCGUUGUUAUUCAUUUGUAAGAUCCUCAAGAAAAUGUUUGAUUUUAUGAUCUAACAAAAAGCGUUCAAUCUGCCAAGAGGAGUUGACACACAUUCCUACUCAUGCCUACAAAUCGUAUUCUUUAGAGGAAAUUAAGUACUGACUAUAUGGUACAAUUCGUGUACUAUAUAGCUCGUACUAAAUUUCCCCUAAAGAAAGUUGUCGGAGGCUAUAGGUUAAAGAAGAACUAAAACGACGCGUCUAGAUUUCUUAGUGCCUUCAACCAAGCAUGGUACGAUCUGCAGCCAGUUUACCCUAAAACAGUUCGCAACACAGUUAAGUAGCCUAGUACUAUUGUAUCCUUAUAUCGACAACAGUGCGUUUGGUGGGUUCCGCCAAUUGGCCAUCUUCUGGUCGUGUUGAAGUGCUGUUCAAUGGCACAUGGGGAACCAUUUGUGACCACUCGUGGGACUUACAUGACGCUGAUGUAGUUUGUCGUCAGCUUGGAUACGAAGGAGCUUUAACAGCGUCAAGAGGGGCAGAAUUUGGACAAGGAACAGGUCAGAUAUGGCUGGAUGACGUUAGGUGUGUCGGAGAUGAGACCUCAAUAUCAGAAUGUCGCCACGGGGGAUGGGGAGUGUACAACUGUGGACAUAGUGAAGACGCUGGUGUGGUGUGCCGAACAGCAGGUAAAGUGAAGAUAUCAGCACACUAUGUCAUGAUUCAUUGUGUAUCUAUUGCCUCCAAUAAAUGCUACCGUGCAUGAAGAAUACUUUAAAGUUGUCAAAGUAUAGAGAUUUAACGUGCUUUUUUCCAGCCGGAACGAGUGGUUUUAUUGAUAAAAACCAAGAAGUGUGAGGAUAUCGUAUGGAGUUUCCAUUGUUUGUCACGAUUGUUAUUUGUAUGCCGAGUCUAUUUUAGCCCUUGACUGUGAUUCAUAUCCAUACAAAAGUUUAAUCAAUAUACCAAAACGACAGAGGAGAUUGUCGAAUCAUAAAGCGUUACUCCAAGUAGGGCCAAAAUGGCUGGUAGAAGCAAUAAAAGAUUUCGUUUUUUGCUUGUUCGAAAACCUGCAAAAUGGAAUUUUUCAUGUUUGAUUUGUACCUUUCUUGAUUUCACAACCAAAACCUUUAGGCACCCUCGUGUUUAGAACUCUGAAGCUGCAAACAGACAGUACCGGUAGUAAAUUUUACGCGGUCGAACGUUUUUGCGCUGAAGAGUUCUACCCACCCAAAGCCAUCUAGCUCAUGGCAAAAUUUAGACAUCAGCCAUUCAAAAAAUUUUAGUUCCAAAAAUGGAGACGAAGUUUCAGCCGUUAUGGUCCAGAAUUUAACCGGCGUAGUGUGAAACGUUGAGCGACAUUUUUUAAAACAUUAGCUCCGUUUAGGAUUCGAAGUGGUAACAUAUAUUGAUGUGCUCGCUCUUAGCUUGACCCACAGGAUUUUUUGCCGUUUUUUAUGAGCCUCUUAGUUGUCUUCAUGAAACACGGUUGUCCCCUCUGCAGGUAUAGUUCAGUCAUUUUCUAAGACAUUAAUUCUUUCUAGCGACUUACUCUGAACAAAUUUCUUGAGGUGUGUUCCUUCUCGACAUGACCAAAGUGAGCCGUACCCGAUGUUAAAAACUUAAGAGAGUGUCUCUGUAAGAGCGGUCCGGUCGAUUUUGCUUGAGACACAGAUUUCGCUCAUUUCUUGUGUGUUGUAAGACAUUCAUGUAACUAUACUAAAACCACAAUCCGUUUGAUCGGAUCUCUUUAUUUUCUUUAGUUACCUUUUCUGUGGCACCUACUUCCUAGCUAUGUUAGUUGGAUCUAUUAAGAACGCCUCACUUUUUCGAAAAUUUACUUUGAAUUUGAUCGGUUUUGGCGUGUGCGACUUAAGCGAACCGUUAAGGUGUCAUUCAAGUCUACCUGUUUCCUUGAUUGAAACGUGAUGUUUACAAAAGUCGCCUCUAAUAGGUAAGAUAGAGUUAAUAUACAUGGCUGUGGUAUUUGUUUUUUGCUGAGUUGCGUAGUUUUUUGUAAACUGUCCUCCAAAGUUGUCUGAAAUUAAAGUCUUGAAAAGUGUCACAACAAGCCUUCGCUCGAGUGAAAUUUAAUUUCUGUAAAACUCUGAAAAAUAAAGAGAUCCGAUCAAACGGAUUGUGGUUUUAGUAUAAGUACAUGAAUGUCUUACAACACACAAGAAAUGAGCGAAUUCCGUGUCUCAAGCAAAAUCGACCGGACCACUUUUAGAGAGAUAUCAGCCGGUAAUCCAAUUCUGCCAAACUUUCUCUGCUCAUCCCUGAUUCAACAGUCAAUGGGGCUAAAUUAUACGUUGUUUUCCCCGGCAUCUUUUGAUACAGACAACAGGUUACAUGAGAGUUUGGGCAUUUUAGCACAUUAUGGAGAGCAGCCCUUUUGGCUAACUAUCAUUAAAUGGCACAGUGAUUUUUAGGUUUAUAGAUCCUAAUGCUUUUAAGACACGACCAUCUCCCGGUGCUACAUUCUCAUCAUCAUGAACGCCUUUGAUUUUCUUUACUCUCAUCGGCUGCCUCUUGCACCAAACUUGCAAGGACUGAAUUGACCCACAAGACAGAUAAAGGGGACCGGUUUUUAUGCAUGCCAUAAAAACUCAUUUUAAGAUUACAAAGGCGCUCCCUUCAUCUUAAGGGCAAUCCGGGCUGGCGUGUUUUUGUAGGGUUCUCUGUAAAUGCGACGUAUUCCAUUCGAUUCUUUUUCACUCAAACCAAAGGAAGAGUCUUCAAACGUCAUGGUAUGUUGUUUCUGUCGACCUUUCCCAGCUUCUUUUUUUUCUCACCAAGCUCAUUUUCCUCGGUCAACAGACUUCCACCUUGUUCGGCCGCUUCCCUUUGCCUUGUUGUUGCUUAUGCUUUUAAAACUCUCUGACACCAAUAAUUAAGCGUUGUGCUUUUUCUCUGUUUGGUAUUGCUCAAUGGAGGUAACAUAACACAAAGGACAUCAAGCUUUUAAUAUUUCCCCUUCUACCGACGAAAUGUAAAACUCCUCAAGAAAUUGGUUAAGGGCCUCCGGUUCGUACUUUUAAAUAAUUACGCCAUAGCCGUUUUUUAAAGCCAAAGCCACUUUCCCAACAAUUGGAAGAAUCCCUUGACUGGGUCUCUUGUUUAUCCUAAACCUCCUUCGCACUCUAGUUCCUUUCCUGGUUCUUUACAAAAAAAUAGAGCUGAAUCUCUCCUGCUCAGUAUUACCAUCAUUGAUGUAUAAAUAUCCUAAUCGUCCCUGUCUAUCAGAGUAUCGCGCUUCACUCCAUUACGGUAGACAACCGCGAUCUUAUCACCAUAACAGGAUGAUUGAUAGGGAUAGGCGCUAAUUGUGAUUUCAUGUUCAUUGCUUUCUAAAACUUCGGAAAUGCUGAUGAACGAUUUUAAACCAAACAAACACUGGUGUUGUUUGUGUCAGUGAUAUGAGUUAGUUUUUUAGACUCUGGAACACUUGAUUUCGGGAAAAAUUGACUUUUUUCAAAAUUCAAUUUAGUCCUUUGAUUUCGAGGGGGUUUGAUACAUGCGGUUCCUAAUUUGUUUAUUUUGUUUAUCUGAACCAUGUGAAAAGGGAAAUUAUGGUUACCAUCUAAGAAAGCUUUUUCAGACGUUUUUGUUUAUUUACUGCGUGAAUCUCAGACUCUGCGUUCUUAUUCCGCCGAAACAGCUGUUCGCUUGGUGAACUCUUUCAAUCACUCAUCUUCUGGUCGUGUUGAGAUACGACACAGUGGUACAUGGGGAACCAUUUGUGACCACUCAUGGGACAUACAGGACGCUAAAGUAGUUUGCCGCCAGCUUGGAUUCGAUGGAGCGUUAUCGGCACCUCGUGAUGCAUCAUUUGGACAAGGAAAUGGUCCGAUAUGGCUAGAUGACAUGAACUGUGUAGGAAUGGAGAUUUCGAUAUCGGACUGUCAUCACAGUGGAUGGGGCGUCCACGACUGUGGUCACUAUGAUGAUGCUGGCGUAAUUUGUCGACCUGCAGGUAGGGUGGUGAUACACUCAUAUAUAACAUUAUCGAGGUAAGCAAAUUUGUAAAUGAAGAUCACUUUUAAAGAGCAUUUUUAAAAGGGCUUUCCCCUUUUGCCCAUAGAGCUUGUGAGCUUACAGGUAACUGGCUAAGUAUCAUCCCCACAAGCGAACGAGGUCUUUUGACGAACCCUUACUAUAAAAGACCAACUAAGUUGAAUUCCCAUAUUACCAGGUCCUCGUAAAAGUGUUUGAUUUCAUGCUCUUACAAGAAGUAUUUCAACUUCCAAGGGGAGUAGACCACGUCCCCAAUCAUACCUAACAAUCUUAUAUUAAAUAAAAUCGUGUAUUAGUUAGUUUUUUUUUUAUAAUGUCCUGCAAAGAAAGUUGUUAGAGGUUACAGCGAUAAGGAAAACCUAAAACGACCGCCAAUUUCCGCUAAAACAGUUGGCAAACCAGUUGAUUAGCCCAAGUAUAAUUGUAUUCUGAUAUCGACAACAGUGCGUUUGGUGGGUUCCGCCAAUUGGCCGUCUUCUGGUCGUGUUGAAGUGCUGUUCAAUGGCACAUGGGGAACCAUUUGUGACCACUCGUGGGACUUACAUGACGCUGAUGUAGUUUGUCGUCAGCUUGGAUACGAAGGAGCUUUAACAGCGUCAAGAGGGGCAGAAUUUGGACAAGGAACAGGUCAGAUAUGGCUGGAUGACGUUAGGUGUGUCGGAGAUGAGACCUCAAUAUCAGAAUGUCGCCACGGGGGAUGGGGAGUUCACAACUGUGGACAUAGUGAAGACGCUGGUGUGGUGUGCCGAACAGCAGGUAAAGUGAAGAUAUCAGCACACUAUGUCAUGAUUCAUUGUACAUCUAUUGCCUCCUCAGAGAUAAAUGCUAACGUAUACUGAAAAUACUUUAAAGUUGUCAAAGUAUAGAGAUUUCACGUGUUUUGUCCAACCGGAACGAGUGAUUUUAUUGAUAUAAACCUAGAAAACUAGGGAUGCCAUAUGGAGCACGUUUCCAUUAUGUAUAAUGUUUGUUAUUUGUAUGCUGAGUUUUUUUUUUUGAGCCCAUUGACUCCUGCCUGUGGUUCAUAUCCAUACAAAAGUUUUAGUUAUCAAACCAAGUAGCUGAACUGGCUGGUAGAAGCAACAAAAGAUUUAGUUCCUUGUGCGUUCGGAAAGCUGCAAAACGGCAUUUUCAUUCGUUCCUUUCUUGAUGUUACAACCAAAAGCUCUAUGCACUUUCGUGUUUCGAAUUCUUAAGCUGCAAACAGACAGUACCGGAAAAAAUUUUAAGCGGUCGAAAGUUUUUGCGCCGAAGUGUUGUCUUCACCCAAAGCUAUCCAGGUCAUGGCAAAAUUUGGACAUCAGCCAUUCAAAACACAUCGAUGUGCUUGGUCCUUGCCUUUUUUUUUUAGCCCCUGAGUUGUCUUCAUGAAAAUCGGUUGUCCCUUCUGGAGUUAAAUUUCAGUCAUUAUCUUGACAUGUAUUCCUUCUACCGAAUAACCAUGAACACAUUUCUUUAGGUGUGUUCUUUACGCAUGUCCGAGACGUUGAUGCCACAAGUAGCUGUCUCGACAUGGCACAAAUGAGGCGUACCGAAUAGAAACAACUUAACAAUCUAGUCGAUAGAGUUUGUCAGCCGGUAAUCCCAUUCUGCUGCACUUUCCCUGCUUAUUCCUGAUCCAACAGGAAAAAAGGGUUCAGAUGAGUUUGGGCACAUUAGCACAUUGUGGGGAGCAGCCCUUUGGCUCACUUCCAUAAAAGAGCUUUGUGAUUCGUAGGCUUACAGAUCUUAAUAAUUUCACGACACAAACAUCUCCCAGUGCAACAUUUUAAGGCUCGUACUUUUCCUUUAUAAUAUGAGUUGAUUCCUCUGAGUAAAUUGAUAUUUUUCUUAAGGUGAUUCCUCAAAAGAAAAAAGUUCUCAAAAGGUCCCUACCAGUGUCUGUCUCUAAAAAAUACCGGUGAUACCGGCAAUAAAUCAAAAGAUAGGUCACCAUGCUUUUUAAAGAGAUAUGAUGGGCCAAACUUACCCCAUUUAUGACUUUAAUGGCACCAAUUACGAGCGUCAUUUCACCGGCUCACGGUACAUUUUGCGGUAGCUGGAGGAAAGUGUUUUUUUAAGUAAUGUUUGAAAAAGACUUGUUAGGUAGAAUUUCUAAAGCGUGUUAAGCAAUUUGAUAUAUAAUUUGUGGAAAAAAUCAUGCAAUUUUAAAUGACAUUGAAUGAAAACUUUCCUUGAGUCGUUGUUCUUAAGGUCAUAAUUUGCAUCCCCGAGUUACGGGCGUCGUGCACGCUCUUUUUUCCCCUCCGACGAAUUAUUUAUUUCUCCAAUUUCAAGGAAUAUUUUAAUAAAACAAAAUUAUGCAAUGAAAAAUAAAGGUAACCGUACUCAUUCAAGAGCAAAAGACCAUCGUACCUGUUAACCUUGUCCAUUGAUUAAUUACAAUAUCAUGUUAUUGGAAUGAGCGCGCGCUUAUUUGCUUGGUUACUUAGUUUUUAAGUGCAGUACAGAAUGCUCAGUGCAAUACUGAGGUAUCACGAUAACUGAUUACCUUCUUAUUCCGCUUAAACAGCUGUCCGUCUGGUUAAUUCCUACAAUUCGUCACAUUCCGGUCGGGUUGAAGUGCAAUACAAAGGUAUAUGGGGAACCAUAUGUGACGACUCAUGGGAUUUAAAGGACGCUGAUGUAGUUUGUCACCAGCUUGGAUACAAUGGAGCUUUAGUAGCAUUUCGUAGCGCAGCAUUUGGACAAGGAACAGGCCAGAUAUGGUUGGAUGACGUGCAAUGUGUGGGAAAUGAGACAUUAAUAUCACACUGCAAUCAUUUAGGAUGGGGAGUUCACGACAUUUACUGUCGGAGCAGUGAUGACGCCGGUGUAGUUUGCCGACCCUCGGGUAAGAGGAUGAUGCUAGUAGACACCACAUAUCAAACUUCUUUCAUAGUCUUUUUUCUUUUAAAUAGGCGAGGAAGCGCGACGCGCGAGUUGAGGUUCUUUAUACGCUGGUGGUGUGGACGAGGAGCAAAUAGAAGGUCUUUGAACAGACUUCCUUCCACCUACCUCCUUGCCCAUUUUUUUUAAUUGCUUCUUACGUGUUAUGUAUAAACGCUAUUUGCAAUAACUCGCAGAAAAAUUUAUAUUACUACCUUUUUUCACGGGCAUAUCUAAUUCUGUGGUACCCAUUUUGUUUACACUCCUUGAGAAAUAUCUAGUUAAGUGCAACGGUAUUCCAUCACCGCACUGAUGAGUCACGUAAAAUUGUGUUACGUCUGUGCGAACUAAGUAUGUCCCCUUUGGAAGUAAGCAGACGCCUAAUCAACACGCAAGCGGGAAAUUGCCACGCUAUUGCUGUUAAGCGUUAGUUUGCAAAUAAUUUCCAAAGGCCGACCUGAUGUCGACACACGAGAGAGAAGCUAUUAAAAGAGUUUGGAAUAGCUCUUACGAGCAUAUCGAAGUCAAAGUCGAAGGUGAUAAUGACACCAAUAGCAUGGAAAACCUCUUGAAGAGCUAGCUAAUAUGGUUACUCCCGUGAUGAAAGGAGGCUUUGAAAAGAAGCCAGGUAGAAUUGAAUAAGUUUAACGGAGCAGAAAACCGCGAGACUCUCACCAAAUUACUAUAAGAAAAAAACUAACCUUUUAGGUCCAAUGAUGCAAAAGGCUCAUCUUCAACGUUAUCGAUGCAAUGACAAAUAAAUGAUUGAGAAACUUCUGAAUCAUAUAUCGUCGCUACCUAUCAGAAAGGAUUUUUUUAAUACACUCAAAUGUUGCGCUUUUCAUUGUAAUGCAAACAGGGAGUUAUAACACCGACGUAAAAAAGCUGACUAUUACAACACAGACAAACGUCUUAUCUAUUCGACGCUGGCAAUCACUGCAUGACUUGGCUUGUUGGAGAUCUUCAAUUUUUCUAAAACAGGUUCAAGAGUUGACGUAGAUUAGCCAUAUUUUCACAUCUGCGAAAAAGCAUCAAAUUAUCAAGUGUCGGAAUAAUUCAUGAUUUCCCAAAAUCGAUAAAAGCGAUUCUUUUGUGCUUUAUUGGCAGGGCAGAUAUUAAAAGAUCUAUCCUAAUCAGUUGAGACAUUUUGAAUUGAAUACAAUUAACUCAAGAAUAAACAUCCAAGAAAUUAAAAAAAAAAUGACUCAUGAAUCUUAAGCUGAUUACAUAAAAUAAAACCGCUCUCUUACUAUAACCGACAUCUAUUUGUAUUCUGACCAAGUGGUUACCUACAUAUUUGUGAGUACAAUGCAAAAAUCCGUUUCAAUACGCGAACAUAGCUCUGGCACUUCACUACAAUGAAUUUCGAAUUCAGCGACUGUCCUCUUAGUUUCCUGAUCUGGAAGCAAAAUUAUCAUAUCACAAGCGUCUUCAACACAACCCGAGUAUGUUUCACUCGAGAUGAAUUGUAACUGGUUGCAUGUUUUUUGACACAAACCAUUACCUCAAAUGUGUGCGAUUUGGGUAGAACACCAAAAAGAUUAGUUAUGCCAAUAACCUUGGUCAAGCUAUACAAUUCGCUUUUCCGAGGUAGAACCAAUUCUUCCGUAAAACCCAAAUUCAGAGAAGAUUUGAAUUACUUCCUCCUCUUUUUUUUGUCCUACCUCAACCGUUCACAAAUCUCUUAACUCCUUUUUCUUCAAUUUAUGCUAAUAUCUGAUUUGACGAAUGUGCUAGUUUCUUUUCACACGUUCUUUACUUAACGUGAAUUCGAGACCAAUUUAACAAAUAUUUCAUAUCAGUGAAAUAUACCCAGACAAAUUUGGUGAGCAUUAAUCAUAGAACGCAAACUCUUUUUGCUAACCAAAGAAAUUGGAAUGUGCUUCGCUAUCAAACUCAGUAAGUUUGACCUUAAAAUUGGCCAACACACUGCUAUCAAUAUAAGGGAAGUAAACAACGGGAGCACAUCAUAUCAGUGGCAGGGUGGAGUUCAGCUGACAGAUUUGCUUAGCGCAGUUACCAAUGAAUACUCAAGUAAGCCAUCGAAAACGGAUUGCAUUAGCCAUUAAAUAAAGAUUGAAUAAGUAAACUAAACUUACCUUUAUUGGACUAGACUGGAUUCUUAUCGUACCCGUCCCUUUACGUUUCGAUGACGCUCAAAGGGUUACUGACGCCAAUUUUUUUCUUUUUUUUUUUUGUCCCAAUACAUUCCUCUUACGUUAAAGAAUCCUAAAUGAGCAAUUUAACGAAAUAUUGCGCAAAACCAAAUUUUCUACGAAUUUUUUUUGACGCUCAAUCGACGGCCAUUUUGAAAACGUUCCGAUUUUAGGUCACAUGAUGUGAUACGUCACACGUGUGUAAGGCAGUGAAAAGAGUCAAGUAAGACCUGAAAGUAACAACUUCGCCCUCGCUGUCCGGCUGCUGCCGAAAUUUACGAGUGGAAAAAAUGAAGAGAUUUGUUCCAUUCUGUUAUAGGCCACCAUUUAGAGACUAUCAAAUACGAAGUGAGAAAUAAAAUAAUGAAGGUUGAAUAAUCGAAACGUGAGGGAUUGCAUGUCUGUAUUCAGAGCCACAAGUGAAUUGCACGCUAUUCCAAAUAGCUGUAAAAAUAUAUAUAAUCCUACAAUUUUUUCCUCUUAACCAUUAUCGAGUCCUAUACUCAGCUAACGACUACCAAGGAUUUGGUGCAAAAGUUGCUGGAUUUAAAAAAAAAAGCUAAGUUUUUCGUGUGUCUCACGAUGUAGUCAAGUGUGAUGUAGAUCGCGACGUUUCGACUGCAUACUGCCAGUCUUCUUCAGGCGAUGAGGUCGACUGGUCAUGCGUGAUCUUAUAAAGUAUGACGCUCUGCUGUGAUUAGUUUUUUUUUUUUUUCGAAACGCUUUUAUUGUUAUUCACCACGAUGAAAAACCACAACUUUUUCAAGCUGGAUUUAGCUUUAAGCUGGUAUUAAAGAAGUUCCUACUCCUGAGCAAAUAAACGAAACUCGAAGAAUAAAAAGAAAACUCUCACUGUCUAACGAAAAAUUAAGGAUAGAAAACUCGAGCUCCGUGGUCACAAAGGAGACUUACACUACACAAAAACCACAAAGCCGGGCCUUAUCAAAACUAACAGCAAACAGGGUAUGAGAAAGACAUUUCUCGCUUUUGCUUAUCUUUGCUUUUGUAGACCUGGUAUCAGUUUAUGUAUGUAAAUUAGUUGCUUUGGCCAUUAAAGUAGUAAUGUAUUUUUGAAAAAAAACAGUUGAUGGUCGAGUUUGAUCGCAUCAGUAAAUAUAAUGUAUCAGUUGCUACAUCAUCGACAAGCACUUGUGAAGCAGCCCUCGAUGAACUACCAGACACAAGAAAUGCUAACAAAAGUUAUCUCCUAGUGACAUAAGUAAAGGUUUCUUCAAGAAGAGGAUUCAACCACAAGAAUACAUGUAGAUGUAUGAUAAAAACUCUUUUCUUUGGAGAAAAAUGCUAAUGACAUAACAAAAGGAAAGAAAAGAUAAAUUUAACCCUUGCACUAAAGUUUACUCAUCUGCAUAAGUAAAACCGGUAAAAACCAUGUCCUCCUCCAGCUGGUUGGCUCUGGGAUGUGGGCACGUAUGAAAUUCACAGCAUAAGAAGGCAAAGGGACCCGGAUAUUUUGCCCAGAGUACCCCAACACCACCUGACUAGUUGCCUGUAAGCAAUGUGGCGGUUUUUCUUAUGCUCAGGCCCCCCAUAAGCAGAAGAGCCAUACUGCUGCUUGUAUUGUAGCCAAGCUGUCUGCAGAGCCCAGACAUUGAGGCACACUGCCUCAAACCCUGGAUGCUGCACAAUACAUCUGGGUUCUUCCUGCAACCGUUCCUCCAUGACAUCUUCCAAAAUUUUAUUCCUGACUGCAUCUACUUCUUGGCAAUAGAUGCUCUCUUCCUCCCUUUCCAUCGCUUGGCAGUUUCCACACUGACGCCUUGUAAUAAAUAAUCAGUAAAGUAACGAAUUUUUCACGAUGUUGAAUAGGAGAAAUAGAGAGCACAACUUGUUGUUUUCACCAAAAAGGGACAAUUGUCAGCCCUGUGACUAUCACAAACGUGAAAGACAACUCAAACUUUAGGCUAUAAACAAGGUGCAAAGAUCACAAGUCAACAAUAAGUUAUUAUGAAGACUUUGUUCAAUUGUACAUGUGCAAAAAUGCUAUUUUUCGCUGCAUCGUGUUUAAAAGUAAAAGCCUAGAAAUCUAUAAUCGUUCGCCAAAUUCAACACAGGAAAACUUAAAACCGAUUCAAUCGCGUGGAAACGUGUAUAAUCCAUCCAAUUCACCUCCACAAGCGUGUUAUUUUCAGUCUGUGAAACUUAAGCUUCGGAAGGUGCCUGCCUGUACCAUAAAUCACUUCGCUUCCAAGCUACUCAAGAGUCUGCACACUUGGUUUUUAUUUACCUGAUCGCUUCUAUGUUUAAUAAACGACUGGUUUUCAGACACUAUAUUUGAAAACGUACUGUACUCACAAUUCGUCACUUUCCUGAUUGAGGCGGCCGCGGCGCACGGGCUCUUGAUUCUCUUCCAACUCUCGCCCUGAAUUCUCGGUUCGUCCUGGCGGUACAAAUCGCCAGGGCCUAAUUUCAACAAUAGGUUCAUAAAUUCUUUCAUUAUCUUCACCCUCCAUAAAGGCCUAAAAAUCGGAAUAAUCGGAUCCAGAAGUAGAACUGCUUUCAGUUGAGCUGCCGUCCGCCAUAUUUACUUUGCUUAGUGCACACACGUGCGACGUAUAAGGUCAAAAGCAAAAAUCCUUUACAUUUGCGAAAACAAUCUUUCCUUCUGCAAAACAUAUGGUUUAGAAAACUGUGCAAUAUAAAACAAGCUAACUUAUAUCAACAUAUUAAUAACAGUUCGUUUAGUGAGCCCAAGCAAAAUGCGGUCUUCUGGUCGUGUUGAGGUGUGGUUCAAUGAUACAUGGGGAACCAUUUGUGACGACUCAUGGGACUUACAAGACGCUGCAGUCGUUUGUCAUCAGCUUGGAUUCGAUGGAGCUUUAUCCGCUCCCGGUAAUGCAGCAUUUGGACAAGGAAUUGGCCAGAUAUGGCUGGUUGAUGUUAACUGUGGAGGAAAUGAGAAAGACAUAGUGCAGUGCAAUCACGGUGGAUGGGGAGUUCACAGCUGUGGACAUAAUGAAGACGCUGGUGUGGUUUGCCGACCUUCAGGUAAAGCAACGACUCGCGAUCAUUAUCUAUUGCCAUAUCAAUAAUUCUUACCUCUUGAGUAACUUAAGAGCUGAAAACACCGGCCCUUCAAAAUUCACUAUGGUGACUUACCUUCUUUCUCUAAAUUUUGGGCGACAAUCAUCGAAGUUAGAUUUUUCAUUCUUCAGUGCAGGCAAUGGCUGGAUGUAAUUGAGGCUUUUUCCAGAAUAGACAGAUAAAUUUGAGAUUGAGUUUAAGUUUGGUUGUAAUAUUUUUUGAAAAAAUUUAGGUCUUCCACUUAGAGCAAUUAAGAGAGUGUCUCUGUAAGAGCGGUCCGGUCGAUUUUGCUGGAGACACGGAUUUCGCUCGUUUCUCGUGUGUUGUAAAACAUUCAUGUACCUAUACUAAAACCACAAUCAGUUUGAUCGGAUCUCUUUAUUUUUCAGAGUUUUACGGAAAUUAAAUUUCACUCGAGCGAAGGCUUGUCGUGACACUUUUUAAGACUUUAAUUUCAUACAACAAUGGAGGACAAUUUACAAAAAACUACGGAACUCAGCAAAAAACAAAUACCACAGCCAUGCAUAUUAACUCUAUCUUAUCUAUCGAGGCGACUUUCGUAAACAUCACGGGUCAAUCAAGGAAACAGGGAGGCUUGAAUGACCCCUUAUCGGUUCGCCUAAAUCAAAUACGCCAAAACCGAUCAAAUUCAAGGUAAAUUUUUGAAAAAGUGAGGCGUUCUUAACUGAUCCAACUAACAUAGCUAGGAAGAAGGCGCCAUAGAAAAGAUAGCUACAGAAAAAAACUUUGCGGCCCGAUCUUUACGAGAACUUUAUAACUCCAUGAACUUUCCUAAUCUCCAAGUUUGGCCGCUAUUUUGAGGGAAUUGUCAACAUGAAGCGUAACCGAUAUAAAUCAAGCAGGUAGAUCUAAAACCGUCAGAAAUACAUACGAAAGCAAUUCAAAUGAACUUUACUUUCAAUUCAAGCGGCAAAAUUUAUUCCAACAAUUCAAAUAUUACAACUUUCUGAAUUCCCCUCGUCGAUUCCACCGCAAGAAAUAACCUCUGCCACCCAAGCUUCGACUCGAAUGUGAAGUACGAAUCAAAUAACAUAACUGCUUCAUCUUCGCGGCAAUAUCACGCUGGUAUUUUGAUUUUCCGAUCGACAAGAUCGAUCGGUUUGUUAACCUCAUAAACGUGACCGCUGACCAGCUGCUGAGUGAAAACAGUACGGUUCCGUGGCGAGGGGCGGGGUGAGGGGGGUGGGUGCGGGCAGAUUAUCAGAAGAUGAUUGGGAACAUUCGAACAUAUGCAUUAAAGUAUCAUGAUAAACAUUAGGACUCUCAGUCUUAAUGCGAAGGCAUGCUUCGUGUCGCAGACAACUUUUAUUUUACUUAGUAUUCUUUUUUAUUUCAAAUACAUUUCGUUCCAAAUAGGACUAGCAUCAGUUCAUAGAUUUAAAAACAAAUCUUUACCACGUAAAUAAAUGUGCUUAGAUAAUCGAGAUAACCAUUGAACCUAUCGCACCGGAAAUAACGUGUCUUGUCCUUGCCCAACUCUGAGAGCGUGGAGCGGCAAAGACGCGACUUUUGUACGAGUCUCGCGUCUCGCGGCUUCUUCAUGCUCACAGGAUACGCGUGACCUCACUAUCUUUAAGAAAAAUAUGAGACUGCUCGAAGUCUGUAUUCCGAUCAACCAUUUCAUAAGAGUGACGCGAGUCUUUCAAUUGAGUGAGAAAGUCACAAACCCAUUCUUUACCUCACCAGCGUAACCACUGACCACUCACGAAUUACAAUAGGCUUCUCCUUUGACGCGGAAAUUGAAAUCGUAUCGAAUAUACAAAGUUACAGUAAGUUCCUUUAGAUCUCCCGAACUUGUAUCGCGUUGGAAACAAUUACAAGUACAGGAAGAAGUUCAUUAUUUCUCAGGACUCCUUUGGUUCAUCGUGUGGCUUAAGUGGUUUGGUACGACUGUCUGAAUGCAAUGACAAGUAAAACAUCAUUUGAUAGGCUGCCACCUGUCUAAAGAGGUUUUUAAGUGAAAAUUAGCUAAUCUUGGCAAAGAUUGGCCUAUUUCACCUCGCUCAGUAGGAUGAACAAAAAAAUGUGGAUUUGCUAUAGGCAUCGCCACACUCUGUGGAAGUUUUGGAGAAGUGCAAAGGUCACAUGUCAGCGUAUCCAAGGCAGAGAUGUAAUUACCUUGCAUAUGUCUCAGGACAUUCAAAAGCUGUUUGGAGUUAUUAUUCCAGUUGAAUCAGGUAGUCUUCAGUAAUAUUUUCUGUUAUCUAUUUUUGUCACGUGACAUAUCUGCUCGAAAAGAGAAGAAAUUCUUUAUUAGAUGAAGGUUACUUAAGUACACAUCACGUUGAAAAAAAAUAGAUCUAUGUGUAAGUGCUUUUAAUUACAGAUGGAAAUAUGUACAAUGUUGCUCGGUUGAUAAUCAAUAAUGUUUUUGUAGAAGAUCAAAUCACCUGACAACGCAAUAUACUUACUCAUGCGUACGGUUCACAAUUAUUUGCGGUCAGUUUUCCUCAGUUUGUAUUAUUCUCAUUAAACAGUAUGAUUAAAUUUGCAGACUAAAACACCCCUUAUUUGAUUGAGAAUAAUAAAAGUAAACAGUGCAUGUCGGUUUUUAAUUCCUGAUGGAUGCUACUGGGCUUUACUUUAACUGAGAAAUUUGCAAUCGCUUACCUCAGCUCUCUGUGUCCCAUGCCGUAAGAAGCACAAGAAAAAAGUUGAUGAUAGUGAGUCUUGGCUGAGAUAAGAAGAAUCAGAGAAGAAUCAACGGUCCCUAGAAACGCCACUUUUAAACACGAGACAACUAAGGUAAAUUGAAUUAAGUGUUAUUUGUUUUAUUUAAAACUAUCGUUCAGAUUAUGAGAUACCCGAAAAACUCUCCCCACCGAUUUUUUCUUCCAUUCUGUUAAUCAAAAGUUUCAAUAAUUAUAAAGGCUUUCUUGUUGAUCGUCUUAAUAAUAACAGUUUCCAGAAUGCAAGGGGAGCAAAAGAGAGAACAAUUUUCUGUGUAGCUAGGUAAGGCGACAUGCCGGCUUUAUACUUCUUCCGGCGUGAUAACGAUAAUGAUGACAACAAUGGGCAAAAAGCACCGUCCCCUAAUGAUGACGAUUAUCAUAGUUAUUAACAAAUCUCAGUUAUAGUCCUGAAAAAAAUUAUCAGGGGGUCCUUUGAACAAUCCACUUAAUCUCGCCAGAAGUCAAAGUUGCCUACACUCAUUCUAAGGUUCGUGCGAUUUUACGACGAAUUUUCAAUUCCCUUGUGUUGCAUGCGCGACUUUUGAUAGAAAAAACCUGCACGCGCCAUAACUUAAAAGAACGUGUCAGCGGAAUGAAUCAAAUCUCUAUCACUUUGCAUACAUUCUUGGGAAAAAAUUACUCAGAGCAAACAUUCUAAGUAUAGUGUUCAUUCCGUGCAAUAGGGCAUAAAUAAAAGGUUCUGGUGGAAAAGACACCUUAUUUUAUACCACCGAUGACAAGCAAAAAGGUUAUAUGAGUACCCGGUUAAAAAUAUAUUGAUAACUCUAUUAAUUAAUACCAGUUCUAAUUUAAAGGAGAAAGUUAUGAGAAUAAAAUAAAAGUUGUCUGUACCACGAAGCAUGCCUUCACUAUUUAGACUGAGAGUCCGAAUGCUUUUUAAGCGUGUAUUCGAAUAUCUUAUGACGAUAAGCCCGCCACCCACCCCACCCCGCGCUAUGCUGUUUUCACUUAGCGGCUGGUCAGCGGUCACGUUUAUGAGGUUAACAAACCGAUCGAUUCCUGAUCACCGUUCUUGUCGAUCGGAAAAUCAAAAUACCAGCGUGAUAUUGCCGCGAAGAUGAAGCAGUUAUGUUACUUGAUUCGUUCUUCACAUUCGAGUCGAAGCUUGGGUGGCAGAGGUUAUUUCUUGCGGUGGAAUCGACGAGGGGAAUUCGAACACAAGUUGUAGUGUUUGAAUUGUUGAAAGAAAUGGUCGCAUGGGGAUUGUAAGUUUAACGAACAAUUUCAAAUUUUUCCGCUUGAAUUGAAAGUAAAGUUCAUUUGAAUUGCUUUCGUAUGUAUUUCUGACGGUUUUAGAUCUACCUGCUUGAUUUAUAUCGGUUACGCUUCAUGUUGACAAUUCCCUCAAAAUAGCGGCCAAACUUGGAGAUUGCCGAAAAUUAGGUAAGUUCACGGAGUUAUAAAGUUCUCGUAAAGAUCGGGCCGCAAAGUUUUUUUCUGUAGUUAUCUUUUCUAUGGCACCUACUUUCUAGCUAUGUUAGUUGGAUCAGUUAAGAACGCCUCACUUUUUCAAAAAUUUACCUUGAAUUUGAUCGGUUUUGGCGUGUUUGAUUUAGGCGAACCGAUAAGGUGUCAUUCUAGUCCUCCUGUUUCCUCGAUUGACACGUGAUGUUUACGAAAGUCGCCUCGAUAGAUAAGAUAGAGUUAAUAUGCAUGGCUGUGGUAUUUGUUUUUUGCUGAGUUCCGUAGUUUUUUGUAAAUUGUCCUCCAUUGUUGUAUGAAAUUAAAGUCUUGAAAAGUGUCACGACAAGCCUUCGCUCGAGUGAAAUUUAAUUUCCGUAAAACUCUGAAAAAUAAAGAGAUCCGAUCAAACUGAUUGUGGUUUUAGUAUAGGUACAUGAAUGUUUUACAACACACGAGAAACGAGCGAAAUCCGUGUCUCAAGCAGAAUCGACCGGACCGCUCUUACAGAGACACUGUCUUAAAGCCGUUAAAAUGGAUGGCCCGAAAGAGCUAGAUACUUACACCUCUCAAAGGGUGUCAAAAUCGUCAAUGUUGACCUCCAUACCUAUGACUAUUUUCAACUUGCGAAAAACGGAUUCUGAGCGCGUUCAAUUUUCAUCGUAGUUGCAUGUUUGUAAACAAAGGCUUUGUGUGGUUGAGUAGGAUCCUUUAAUACCCAUCGUUUCAACUUAACGAUUGACGGUAAAGAAUUUUGGCAAACAUUUCCAUCUUUCUUUAAUGAAAGAUUAGUUGGGUAAAUACUUCCAAUUUGUAGGAUCAAAAUUUUUACUUGGUUCUACGAUAACCGAUUAACUUGUAUUUACGUGAUAACAGCUGUUCGUCUGGUUAAUUCCUUCAAUUCGUCAAGUUCUGGACGUGUUGAAGUGCUGUACAAAGGUGUGUGGGGAACCAUUUGUGGCGACUCUUGGGACUUACAGGACGCUGCUGUAGUUUGUCGCCAGCUUGGAUUCGAAGGAGCUUUAACAGCAUUACGUACGUCAGAAUUUGGAUCAAGAAUAGGUCAGAUAUGGUUGGAUGAAGUGCAAUGUGGGGGAGACGAGUCAUCGAUAUCAGAGUGUGUUCACAGAGGAUGGGGAGAUCACGACUGUUCGUAUUAUUAUACCGCUGGCGUAGUAUGCCGACCCAGAAGUAAGGCGAUGAGACACUUACAAAGUAGACCCUUCAAAGUAAAAAAUGCUCUUUAUCUUGCUCUCGAAUGCUCCUUGGAAGUGCUUUUUCUUGAACUGGAUUCAAUUGUAUUGAACCAAAGCUAACCCUGCUAGACGGGAAUUUUAAAGGAUCCGCUUUCUGCUUUAAUUACUUUCCUCGAAAACGAUCCAAUCAAAUUUUGGAAAAAGCAUUUGAAGAAUUCCUAAUUAAUUUAAAUGUUGUUUUGAAUUUACUAACUUCAUGAAGCUAUGUAGAUAGACAAAUAUUUAUGUUGAACCAUAUAAAUACUAAAUACAGUUCGUCAAGUCAGCUACCUUGUCUCUUUUUCUAAUCAUAGUUCGUUUGGUGAGCCCCAGUAAUUCACCGUCUUCUGGUCGUGUGGAAGUGUGGUACAAUGGUACAUGGGGAACCAUUUGUGGCAAUUCUUGGGACUUACAGGACGCUGGUGUGGUUUGUCGCCAACUUGGAUACGAUGGAGCUUUAUUAGCACCUAGCAAUGCAACAUUUGGACAAGGAAUUGGCCAGACAUGGCUGGAUAACGUUAAAUGUAUAGGAAAUGAGACAUUGAUAACACAGUGCGGUCACGAAGGAUGGGGAGUUCACGACUGUGGGCAUGUUAAAGACGCUGCCGUAGUUUGCAGACCGGCAGGUAAAGAGACAAUUCACGCACAAAAUAUCAUCAUUUGCCUUCUACCGUUCAAUUUUUCAGGAGAAUAUUGCUUAUGCAUUUUUUGUGAUCCAUCUUCGGUUAAGUAAUGGUCCUGACGUAAAAACAACCCCAUAUUGCGUGAUUGACGCCACUAGCAGUGGCGUCAACCACUUAAAUGAAAAAACCAGCACUCGUGACCUUGAGACUAAACUUUGUCAAUGAGAUGUUCUCCACUGUUAUUCGCAAAAACAGUAUCAUAGACAUGCUUUUAAAAAUGUUUUGGUAAUUUUCCUGAGUCCUUUGUCCUUUCGCUUAAAUUGGGAGUCAAUGGGUCUUUUUCCAAUACGAAAGUCUUUCUGCUGGCUUUACUCCUGAACAGGGAGAGAACGUAACUAUGUUCAAAAGUAGGUAAGAAUCGUUAUUUUACUAUCUACAGAGCCACUUAGCUUUUAUAGUAAUCGUGCACGUUGAAAUUAAAUCGUUCUAAGCCCAGCAUAUGUCUACUUGCACUCAGCCAAUCAAUUGUCAACGCCACAUGUACCUUCCCUCUCUGGGUCACUCUUUUUCUGUUUUCAACCACAGGCGGCCCAAAUUAAUUAAUUAAUGAAAGCGUCACGCGUUGUGUGACUCGGUGUUAAGUUACGAGAGGAACCGUUGAGAAUUCGAACACGUUAUGAGGAAUAGUAUGAGGAACUAAAUACGGUCGAUUUGCAACGCUAAUAUUUUUGAAAUAUGCACAUUCUACACGUAAAAUCAAUAGAACUUACGCACAUCUUGUGUGUCUGUUGUAAUUUCGAGCGAUUUAUGCCGUUUUAAGCUUGCUUUGCCACCACUGUUAUUCCUGUCAUAAGCCGAAGUCAAGGCUGCACACUCCGAUUUCUACCGUUGUCCACGCGGAGGUGGUUUGCGCCCCAAAAAUCCUUCCGAGGGGACAUUUUUUUUGGACGAAACACAAACCUUUUUAUUUUUGUGCUGGCAUGGGGUGUUUUUCUCAAAUUCUUGGAGAUUUCCAUUUAUGAAAUGGCCAUAUUAAAAUUCAAAUAGAAUCAUAGGUUAAGGGUUUAGUUCCUGGUUUCCAUUUAGCCUAUAUUCCUCGCAGGAUCAUUGAUGAUCACAGAACAUUAUAAGGUUGUAAGAGGCACUCUUUAAUUUUACUCAAAUAAGUGAUUCGUGAGACAAUUCCAAUUUUAUGUCAAGAUUGAAAAUCUUUGUUUAACAGCACGACAUUACUUAAUGAACGUCUAUGCUUAUGAUAACAGCUAUUCGUUUGGUGAGUCCCGACAAUUCCCCGUCUUCUGGUCGUGUUGAAGUGUUGCACAUGGGUACCUGGGGAACCAUCUGUGAUCAUUGGUGGGACCUACGGGAUGCUAAUGUGGUUUGUCGUCAGCUUGGAUACGAUGGAGCAUUAUCAGCGCCUAGAAAUGCAGCAUUUGGAAGAGGAACUGGCCAGAUAUGGCUUGAAGGUGUGCAGUGUGUAGGAGAUGAAAUCGCGAUAUCGGACUGUUAUCACAGAGGAUGGAAUGUGCACAACUGUGGGCAUUAUAGAGACGUUGGCGUUGUGUGCCGACCCAAAGGUAAGGCGAUACACGCUCAAAGUGAAUUUGUCAAAAGUAAUGCUAUAUGCAGUAAACCAACACUAAGAUCCGUUUAAGAGUAACCUUAGGUUACGCCACUUUUAAGUGUCCGGUUCCUAUUUUGUUCGCAUUUCAUUUAGAUAAUAUGGUCAGUUACAAAAUAAUUAGGUAAUUUAGUAUCAUCAACUGAGUUUAUAACGUAAAUUGGCCAACGUAAAGAGUCUAAAAGCUAAGCUUUUAAAUUCUUUACUGUGGCCAAUAUAGUUAUCAACUCAGUUUAUAAUACUAACUUACCGUGUUAUACUCUCCCACCGACGCAGCACCACAGUUUCUUUAGACAUUUACCCGCUUUAUACAAAAUAAUUUCUCUAAGAAAAGCAUAACUAGUGGAUUCCCUCCUGUUAUACUGGGCGGAGUUUACAGUAUAUAUAAUGAACGCCUUGAAUCGAGUAUAUAAAACCUUAAGCUAAAACGACUUAUAACUGUGAACCAUACAAACAUUAAAUACGAUUCCUUCACUCUCUCUCUCCAUCGGCAGUUCGUUUGGUGAACCCUAGAAAUUCACUGUCUUCUGGUCGUGUUGAAGUGCUACAUAAUGGCACAUGGGGAACCAUUUGUGACAACUCAUGGGACUUACAGGACGCUGAUGUGGUUUGUCGACAGCUUGGAUACGAAGGAGCUUUAUUAGCACCUGGUGGUGCAGCAUUUGGACAAGGAACUGGUCAGAUAUGGCUGGAUAACGUUAAAUGUAUCAGAAACGAGACAUUGAUAACUCAGUGCAGUCACGGAGGAUGGGGACUUCACAACUGUGGGCAUCAUCAAGACGUUGGUGUGGUGUGCCGCCAUCUAAAAGGUCAAUUUAAUUUUGAUCUUGCAUGCGAUUAUUGUGAAACAACUUACUUUUUUGCUUAAAUUUUGGUUUCUGAUCGUUUGGAAGUUGCAAACCCAUAAUUUGAGGCGCGAAAAUCAGGUACUUAUAGCAUGUCAUGGGUUAACACCAUCAUCAAAGCCUGAUUUUCUUAGACUUUUUUCUCAGCAAUUUCUUCUACUGCAGUUUACCUUACGAGGAUCAUUUCGGUAUUUGCUAUCACCUAAAGUUCAAAAUAUAGUGUUUCCAAUUUAUUUUUCAAAACUUUUUCUUCUUAAUGACGACGAACAAGAGUGUAAAUUUAACGAAGUUUCACAGUUCUCACAAUCCUGUAGAUAGUACAUUCAUUUAGUUUGGAUCUAAACUAAUUACUCUUUCUCGUCUUGUUUACUAGUGUAGAUCUGUUCAUAUGAGGAAGGAAAGGGUACCUUGGAAUUAUGAUUAAACAAGUGAUCUGAUGCCUCAAAUAGCUUUCUUGGGUUUCUUCUCCACAUUUUUCUAGGUCCUGAAAAUCAGUGAUAUAACAUGGGCUAAUGCUUGUUUAGUAGCGUGAGAGGAUGCUUUUUCCCCCUCUAUCUCUCUCUUACACUGGUUUCAACUAUCUUUUCUAAUGAAACUAAAUAUACUUUUGCAGCCAACUGGAUGCAAACAAAAAAGUCACGACAGCGUUACGUUGGACAGACGCUCGAAAAAACUUGCGCGAUCAGAUCUCAGGAUUCGUUACAGCGCCUUCUUGGAAGAAAAAAAAUUGCCCUUUUCACCUUAUCCAUCGAAUAGCUUUAAAAACUUUUGUUGUCCGCUGCAGUCCUCGACACAGUCCAGUCCUCAAUGAAUCGUCAAAAAAGUCCAGCUUAUUCGUACAAAAAACUUCUAUGUCGAUGUCACUUUAUUGUCAUUUUAAAAAACAACCAUGAGACUAUAGACUUAGGCGUGAAAAAUCUCUGUGUGUUCUGAAUCUCUUUUACACGCUCUUUGUCGUCAAGCUGGGUGCUUUCACAUUCCAGUUACAUGACUCGAUAGUCAGAUAUGGUUCCAGACAUGAUUGGAAGCAUGAUACAUACGACAAACAAUCUUAACUAAUGAUUCCAGAGUACGAGUCUGUCACGCAGGUACGAAACGUGACUUCUUUGUUCCGUUUUGCUGGUGAAAACGGACCACAAACUGUCCUUUUAGUAUUAGCUAAGGUGUCGGUUCUUUAAAACAACUUAAAAUUGCUUUCGUAUGUUUACACGUUAACCACAGUUCGUUUGGUGAGUCCCACUAAUUCACCAUCUUCUGGACAUGUUGAAGUGCAGUAUAGUGGUACAUGGGGAACAAUUUGUGAAAACGAUUGGGACUUACAGGAUGCACAUGUAGUUUGUCGCCAGCUUGGAUACAAUGGCGCUUUAUCGGCACCACGACUCGUAGUAUAUGGAGGAGGAAAAGGUCCCGUGUGGCUGAACAGGAUUCAAUGUGAAGGAAAUGAGACAUCAGUUUCACAAUGCAGUCAUGCGGGAUGGGGAGAGGACUAUUCUUACUGUUAUUAUCAUGCUGGUGUGGUGUGCCGUCGGCCAAAAGGUAAAUUUUAAUGAUACUCACUUCAUGUCGUAAUGAUUUCAUUCCUUGUCAGAGAUAUUUGCUGAAUAAUUCCUUUGGGAAGAGUUCAAAAUACAUGAUUAAAUUGUUUUCGCGUCAAAUUUAUGAAGUUUUAUAUGAUUAAAAUGUACUACGAUUUUGUGCUGUAACACGGAGGUAAUAUCUUGUUGCACUUUAGUUUUGGGCAACACGUUUUUGGAAAGGACUGGUGGCGAUUUUCAUCAGUUUGUUUUGUGUACAAUUUCCAAGUGACAAGGCAAAAUCAAGAUGUAAUUAAUUAAUGAUGAAAAACUCAAAUUGGCGAGGGAGCAUUUUCUUCAAAGACAGUGAUUCGAUGCAUUUGAGGAAGGGUAUCAAUUUUACGAUUUUAGAUAGUGUCGAGAACCAUGCAUUAGCUAUGGUAUGACUCUAAUAAUAUAAAGUCUUACCAAAGCCUAAAAUGUAAUCAAUGAAACUAAUUGCAAGCUCAUACUUGAAUUGGUGACUGUCAAAAAAUCUCCGCGUUGUAUUUUUUUUGUUGUUCUUCUUCUUCUUCUUUGAUAUCCAAACCAAAGUAUAAAACACGUCAACAUUAGAAUUUAAGGAAAAUAACCUUUAGGGCUCUAUGUAAUUUUAUAAAUCUGGAAAGCUUCAUCUCAAGUCUGCAAAUUAACACUUCUCAAAACUUUAUUUUGCUUUUUCCACGCCAUAGAUUUACUUUUCCCCAACCGAUUACAAUUCACAUUCUUUUUUAAUUUUUAAAGUUGCAUCUUUGGUUAGUUGGCUGGUAGGUGGUUAGUUGAGUGAAUGGGCGGCCAAACGACCCUAAAUGAGUUUCCUCAAAAAACUCGUGUAUACUUAAUGAAGACCAUUGUACGAUGAUAAAUAAUUGAACAAUGGUCAAACUCUCACAUACCCAUUCUUUCUAUGACGAAGCCGAAAUACAAAAUCGAAAUGGUUUCUUACCCACACAUCAGUACCUCAAUUGCUCAAAUUUCACGAUGAAGUUACAGUUAUAUUACUCCCGAGCGUUUUCACUUUUCGUUCAUUUUUUUAUUAUCAUUUCGAAAAUUAGUCUUAAUUUUUUUUUUGUAGAUUUCUAAGUCUUCUAUUCCGUACCAAAAGGUUCGACUUUUGGUACGGAAUAUUACAAGAAUCAAUAAAUCAAUCGAUCAAUAAAUUUUAGUCAACUGCGGAAAAUUCAUCGGCCAUGUACUAUAUGUACAUGACGAUAACUAUAACUUUGAGCGGAUUGCAAGUUUGAACGAAGCGAAGGAAUAUCACGGAUCUUAACGAGUCGUAAAACUGACUUUUUGAUCCGUAUGGAUCGUGUAAUGUGUCCACGAGCUGUGCGAACCGCAUCUGUAGGGAUCGUCUUUGGUAUUCACGAGAUAUGCGAGCCGUAUGGCUCGUCUAAUAUAUUCACAGGUCGAGCUGUAGAUCCGUGAAUAGCCUUAAUGAUACUGGGGUUUUUGUCAGUCUGGUAAUGAUGAUAAAUCGAUUUGUACGAUCCGUAAGGAUCGUCUAAUGUAUUAACGAGUCAUACGACUCUUACCGGUCGGUUAAUAGGCAUCCCUCCAAAACUGGUGAAUCUCGAUGGACGUAUGGCCAAUGCAAAACCAUACCAUAGAGAGAGUACCAAGCAAAACUUUAGUUGGACGCUGCUUCAUCUCUUUUUCAAUGCACAUAUCUUUAAAUUGGAAAGAAAUGUAAAAGACCAGAAGUGUAUCGUGGCUUGAAGUCGGCUUAGCGACACACAUGCGCCGAAUGACUAAUUUGCUCCUACGACAACCUCUUUGUGCGCGUGUGAAACUCAAUCUCGAGCAACCAAAGCGCGAAAAAUGAAUGAGAUUACGGCAUUUGAUGGGUGGAAGCACCCUUCUCCCCCUCCCCCUCCCCUUCCCCCUCCCGAAAAAAUAUGGUAUGAAUCGGUUUGGGAUAAUGUGAAUUUUAUAUCGAGAUUCCAAAUUGACAUUUGUAAAGUAUUUGGUUUAGCAGUUUUCCUGUAAAUGAAUUCUCACUAAUUGACGGACCUUUUUGUCUCCAACCAUCGUAAAUCGAAAUCAGGCAGCGGAGUUGGAAUCUAUUUACAAAACGACCUUGAAUACAAACUUCUCGAAGAAUGCAAAUUUUCAGAUCCAGAUGUAAUUGAGUCACUUUUCUUGGAAAUUAUUGUUCCCCACGGAAAAAAUAUUUUUGUUGGUUGCGUGUACAGACCACCAAAUCAAAACACUGCUAUAUUUAUUGACAACUGAAUUUAUUGAGCUUAUUUUCACACGCCUCUCUUCCUCUCAUCUCCAAUCCAACACGCCUCACCUCAUAUUCUGCGAUGCUUAUUGACAACAUAUUUACCAACAACCUUGCCCAUUGUGUUUUUCAGUGGCAUUAUUCUAAAUAAUUUAUCUGACCACUUACCUGUUUUUGCAUAUUUUGACGACGCAACUCUAACGCGCAGCACAGAAAGAAAAAUUGUGAUGCGCACAUUCAAGGACGAUUAUUUCCAUAAAUCCAACGAGAACCUUUCAAACGCAAAAUGGUCCUCAUUUCGCAACAUGGAAGAUCCCAAUGAAGCCUAUCAUAAUUUUAUUGGAGAAUACUCCAGAAUCUAAAACACCUGUUUCCCUUUAAAGGUUCUCAAAGGAAAACAGGUAAACAAGUUCUUUUCUCCAUGAAUAAAGGGGUAAGUUUCUAAAGAAACUGUGGUGCUGCGUCGGUGGGAGAGUAUAGCAGGUAAUUUAGUGUUAACAACUGGGUUGAAAACGUAAAUUAGCCACCGUAAAGGGUAAAAAAGCUGACGUUUCGAGCGUUAGCCCUUCGUCAGAGCGAUUAGAGGAAUUGUGGGUUGUGUGUGGAUUUAUAUGUAGGAAGUGGAGCUACGCCAUUGGUGGGAAUGUGGUGACGAGAAAACAGGAAUAAAUUAGUUGAAUGAAAAACGCUCGUUGAUUCCGUGGGGAUUAAGGGUGCCGAUUUGGAAUAUAAAUUUUUGUUCUAGUGUUUUACGGCUUUCCGAACUGCCUAGAUGUAAGGAAAGGCCGCAAACUGCCAUAUGCUGUUUAGAAUGAUAAGGAAGAUUAAAGUGUCUAGCGACUGGUUUGGAUGCGUCCUUGUCAUUUCUUUCCACAUCGCGAAGGUGUUCUCGGAAACGGUCACCCAGUCGUCUUCCUGUUUUUCCUUACAUCUAGGCAGUUCGGAAAGCCGUAAAACUCUAGAACAAAAAUUUAUAUUCCAAAUCGGCACCCUUAAUCCCCACGGAAUCAACGAGCGUUUUUCAUUCAACUAAUUUAUUCCUGUUUUCUCGUCACCACAUUCCCACCAAUGGCGUAGCUCCACUUCCUACAUAUAAAUCCACACACAACCCACAAUUCCUCUUUUCUCCAUGGCUUAGCCCUGGACUUCUGAAAUCCGUUAACAAGAAGAACAGACUCUACAGAAAGUUCGUCACAUUACCUUCCACAUCUUCUGAGACGAAGUAUAAAGCCUACAAAAACAAACUCACCCAUCUUAUUCGCAUUGCCAAACGAGAAUACUACGACUCCAAAUUUGAGAAUGCCAGAAAUGACCUCAAAAAAAUUAAAUGCUCUGUGAUCUCUGAGAGCGAAGUAUAAAGCCUACAAAAACAAACUCACCCAUCUUAUUCGCAUUGCCAAACGAGAAUACUACGACUCCAAAUUUGAGAAUGCCAGAAAUGACCUCAAAAAAAUUAAAGGAGGUUAUUAACAAGCGUAAAAAUAAGUCAUCUCUUCCCACAUCAUUCAAAUCUGAAGGCAAAACAUUAACGGAUCCAAUGGAGAUCGCUAACAGAUUCGAUAUCUAGCACACGUAAAAAAUAUCGUAUUUCUUCACGCGUGUUGUUAGGGCUUUUCUUAGGGCUAGAAAUCCCUGUAUAACACCGUAGCUCAUAUGAUAAAUUGUUAUAUACACUAAAUCAGACUCCUUUGCCAUAAUCGUUCUUUUUCAUAACGCAACGACUAAUUCGGUAUUAUUAAGCUCUAAAGCACUUAAUUUUUCUUUAUAUCGUAGAAAAAUACGUGUGCAAAACUGAAUGGUUUAUAAACCAAUCGAAGGCAAAAUUAUUUUCUUUUUCCUAUAGACGAACCUCUGGUUCUAAACUUAGAAUGUCCGACAUCAAUCAUUGAGGGAUAUGACGCGACUCUUCACUGCGAUGCAACUGGAAAUCCUCCCCCAAAUAUUAACUGGAUACGGAAAGACACAGGAGACGUUCUGGGUACCAAUGAACAGCUAACUCUGACAGAUGUUAGGCGCAGCGAAGCAGGCACUUAUCAGUGCUCAGCGUGGAAUGGAAUUGGGAAUAACUCCACCAGGACAUGCAGCGUGGAUGUGUAUUGUAAGCCAUCACUCUCAUUAAUUGCGAAAAUAGUUAACUUUCCACCAAAAAGUAGGUCCUAGGGAUGCUAUUUUAGGAAUUUAUUUUAUAGUAAAGAAGAAAUGAUAUACAGAUUAAGCCAAGAUGAAUGCAACGUUUUAUUCACACCUCCAAUCGAUAAAGUUGAAAUCUCUAAAGCCAGGCGUGUACCUGAAUGAGUGACAAAAACUCUCCAUGUAAUAAAUUUUCUCUUUUUCUCCAAUUAAUUUUAACCAAGAUUUAAAGAAAUUAACCCAAUCGCUUAAAACAGGUUUUAACUGACCUCGAAAUCUUCACAGCUUUCAAGUCUGCAAGUUAAGAAUUAAAAGAAAUCUGAAAUUAAUACAUGAAUUUAGAAGCGUUUGGACAGGCCCCAUGCGUGUAUGGGUGGAUGGCCGUAGCAACUAUACAAAUCGUGAAUUUUUUCCUUAAAUUUGUUUCAACAUAUGGUGAAAUACAUAUGAACACUUCAGAAAAAUAUCUCGUAGUUUGUAAAGUUCCCAGAAAUUUUUCAAUUUUCUUCAGGUUAUAACAAAUUUGAUUGUUACGGUCCUGUCAUUUAAGUGUCUUGCUUAAUCUCAACACUGAACAUGGGCUGUGUCUUCAAGGAAGUGGUCCUGAUCAUCUGUUGGCAUACGUAUGUUCUGAGCAAUUCCUCUUUAUCACUAGCAUACUCUUUUUCUCAAGAUAUUUUUAUGACAAAAGUCCCUUUCUCCCUCUUUAUGGGAAUUUUACAGGAAUUUUAUUGACUCCUCAUAUAAUAGGGUAAGAAAAAAGUGAAAGUUUUCUGUUGUAGUGCAGCUGAACCACAGAACGUCGUUAAUAGCAAAGAUUCGGUUUUGAAGAAAAAUACCAACGAAUGGCGUGUAUACUUUUUUAACAAUGCCUCGUUUUUGACAAUGAUCACCAAACCACUUUCAAUACUAAGUAUAAGGCACAUCACAUUUCCUAAAUGUCAAAUAUCCUCAAACGUGUUUUAAAUGUGAUAUUUAGUGAUUGGACCGUAUUUCUACCUCAGUAUAGCACAGAAAAGGAAUUUUAUCCUAUUUUACAGAUAUUCAAAAGUUUUUAGUUAAUUUCAUCUUUUUUUUGUUUUUUUUGUUUUUUUUUCAGUCGAAGCUCAAGUUCAAGCCUUACAUUGUCCAAGCUCAGUAACUGAGGGCAGUAGCGUAAAUCUUCAGUGUAAUGCUACUGGUAAUCCCUCCCCAAACAUCACAUGGAUAUGGCAAGAUACAGGAAUUGUUCUUGGCAGCAAUGGUCAUUUUGUUCUGGUUGAUGUACAUCGCAGCCAUACGGGGAUUUAUCAGUGCCAUGCAUGGAAUGGAAUUGGCAAUAGCUCGAUCAAUACAUGUUACUUGGAUGUAUUUUGUAAGUCAAUUACCUGUAAAGUUUGCUCAGCAUGUUUCAGCUGAGUAACAUGCGAAAAGUAAAAUAAUAUAAUAAUGACAAUAAAGUUUUAUUUUUUUUUUUAAGAAGUUGUUUCUUUUGUGGGAGUGAUAUAACAUACAAUCGUUCCCCCAAUCAGGCCCUGAGGCUGACUGCGAGAAUAACGAACUAUGUUUAUUUUGCAGACUUGCCGACUGGUACACGAAUGACAUCUGACGGGAAUGAUGCUGUCGUUUUAGCUGGAGGUAGUUUGUUCCUAAACUGCACUUCAGAUGCUAACCCCGCAGUUGAUGUGUUUCAGUUGAAAUUCGAUAGUACCCGCGUCGCCACCAGCAGCUCUGGGAUGUUUAGUGUUACUGUGAGGAAAGCUGGAAUAUACAUAUGUAUCCCUGUAAAUAAAGUGGGCUCAGGAGACAAUGCAACAGUCAAAGUAACUGUUCUCGGUAAAUAGAUAUUGUCUAAACUGACUUUUAUCACUGGAUUCUAUGGUCUAAAAUUGUCAUCUAAAUCAGUUUGAAACAGUAGAACUGACUAACUGCAGAACGGAUAACUGAGGAGGACCUUUCAAGUGUUAGCAUAACAUUUGACUGAGAAGUGCUAUAUCUAUGAAUGACACUAUAAACUUUGAAUUAAUCAGAAUAAAAUCGAUUUACUUGAGUUAAGCAGAAAAGCACGUCUAGAGUGCUACUGAAUAUCCUGGUGGAAAUCCUGCAAAACUUUAAGUAGAUGUCCUUUCUGGGAUCAUAUGUCUAUUCAAAAAAAUAGCAAGCAUGUGCUUUCGUUCGGUGGAAAAUCUAAAAAUUUACUUCGUAGAUAAAAUUGCCGAAAAAUUAUCUUCAAAGGAAAUAAAGGAUAGUUGGAUCAACUAUUGAGAGCUUUUUCUUUUUUUGGAACACUCGGCCAGUUUACGAAGCAUUAAUCUUAGUGUUCACCACGCUUUAGUAGUGAGUGUGGAAAUUGAGGGAUCCGUAGAUUGUGCAGUUCCGCAGCCCCAGCUUGAGAGUUUUUUUAAACUAAAUUGGUAUUACCUCUCACGGAAAGAUUGCUCCCGAAGUCCCGAUCAUUGAGACUAAAAGAAAUGGAGUACGAAGGAAUGAAUAUCCCCGCCUUUCCACGGCUCUUUAGGGAAUAGGUGAUGAAAUUAUGUGUGAUGAAAUGAUUUUUCCAACGGUUCUGUUAUCCUGUAGUUAGUGAACGAUUAAAGUAAUUUUCCGAAGGACGGCUACCGCAGUGUCGCGGUUCUUUGGAUCUGUAGUCAAUAAAUAAUUUAUAUUAAGGUUUACAGGAUUUUGGUUCCAGAGUAGUUUUACCUAGAAGUUCAUUGAUCAUAUGUAUGUAUGGUUGUAUGUAUAUGUAUAUAUAUAUAUAUAUAUAUAUAUAUAAAUAUAUAUAUAUAUAUAUUUUUUUUUUUUUAAUUCCCUUUAUAUCUUUUUGUAGAUUCUCCUGGUUUUCCAGAAUUUGUAAACAACACCGUUGACACGAUAACUAUAAGGUGGUCACCAAUUAAUCUUCAUUAUGCUACAUAUACCGUAAAUAUAAGACCUGAAGAAGAAACAGCGUGGAUGAACGCAACGUGUAAACAGACUAUUUGGCAGAAUCAUUGCAUAGUGAUGGGCACAGUUGCUGAGGUUGUUGGCCUCGAAGAGGACUCUGGGUAUCAUUUUAGAGUUUAUGCUAACUACAGAGGCGUCAGAGGUGACGCCAGUUUACCGUCAGGAGCCUUCAGAACAGCAGGUGAUGUUGGAUUAUGUGGUUCUCUGAAUCGUUGCCGUGAAUGAAAGUUGUUCUUCGGUAUACUGUACUCAGUUUGGAUGAGAGAAAAAAUAUUUGCUUUCAUUAGAGAUAUAUUUUUUGGAAUAGGUAGUUAAAAUGGAGCAUUCAGAUAUUGGAGUGCUCUGUUUUUACUUCUAUUUCAAUCUAUAAUUUGUAAUAAGUAUUUGCUAAUGAAAUGAAUAGGUAAUUAGCAAUACUAACAGGCCCAACAAAUGAGCCCGACAAGGCGUAAAGAUAUAAAGAAAUAACCAUGAAGUGAGUGGUUUUUUUCUUUAUCAUCAUCAGUCAAAUUAUAUCUUUAUUGUGUGCAAUAAGAACAACACAAUAAAGAUAAAUUACGACUUCAUAGUUAUCUCAGCCUUUUUGUUUACUUAAGGUAUACGUUUUACCUUAUUUAGGCAUUUCAGGCGUGCUUGCUUUACCAUUGGCACUAAAAAUAGCAAGUGCUGAUAAUGGUUCAACCUAAUGCAAAUAACUUUUUCCCCGUGCGCGAUUGAUUUUCGAAAAUAUGGUGACCAUUGACUGUUCUACACGAGCUUUGAGUUUUCUCUUUCAGGUUUACUCUUUUGUUUUUCUGCACUGGUUAAUCUAAUUUGGAUGUAGGUGGAUUUUCAAUGAAUUUCAGUGAUAGGCGUACUGUUUUGGAGCACUUUAGGGCUGAAAUGUCCCCCAAUGUUUGGUAUGUUCAUAUAAGUAAUAUUUUUUUUUUCUAUCAUUUAAUGAAUACGAUUAGCGAUAUAUAAGUGAAAGCUACGUCAUAUAGAGCCCUUAUGUUAACAGAGCACCAUGUACGCCAUUCAUAGUUUAUUGUAGAGAACUGAUGUGCUUCAAGCAUUGCCUCGUUUGCAUCAACUACGAUUUUACAUAUAGAUUAAUUGAAUCGAACUUCAUGUCUUAUUCACAUCGUUGGAUUUUCCAUUUAAAAUGUUUUUUUUUUCGUUCUUCUUUUUAAUUGUUGUUUGCCAGACUAACGUUAAGCCCUCCUUACUGACAGAGGAUAAUGAGCUCCCACGAUAGGUAAAACAAGAUGGUACGUCUUAGGCGCGAUUGUCGCAUAAAGAAAGAUGUAAAUCGUUCCAGUUAUCAAAUAUCUAUUUUAGAAGUUUGAAAUAGCUUUUUUCCCCGAGCAGUUAAUUGUCUUGCCGAAUUGAAUAGCCACUGCAAGUAUAUCUCGUGCUCUGUUUUUCUUAUCUGAGGAUUCCUGGUCAUGGGAAUAAAUAUCCUCCUCCAAACGUCACAUGCAUGGAUAUGGAGAGAUACAUGAGAUGUCCUUAGCAGCAAAGAGCAGCUUAUUUUGUUCGAUGUUCAAGGCAACCAAUUGAGGACUUAUCAGUGCCAUACAUUGAACGGAAUCAGCAAUGGUUCCAUAAGUAAGUAUCGCGGGGAUGUAUUGUGUAAGUUUAUUAACUGUGGAGUUCUCAAUGCAUACGUCUGCUGAAAAACAUGCGAAAAGUAGAUAUAAUUAUAAAAAUGGAGUUUAUAGGAAGUUCUUCUUUUGCAGGGGUGAUAUUACAGACGAAUGAAAUUGUUACUACAUCAUUCCCUCAAUCGAAUCAGGUUUUCCAUUACCAGCCGCAAAAAUAACCAACGAAAGAUAUUAGUAAUUCGUUUCAUGGAAAAAUUGCUUUCAAAGUCCUGCAGUCCUGUUGACAAUUAAAGAAAUUAAGAGUGAAAGAAUGACUGCUCCCGCCUAAUUCCACGGUUCUUUAGAUCUGUAGUCAAUACGGAAUUUAAUUUCAGGUUCAGAGGACUUUGGUAUUAGAAUCAUUUUAUACAUACGUUUAUUGAUUAGUUCUUGCUUUUUUUUGUUUAAUUCCGUUCAUAUUUACAUGUAGAUGCACCUGGUUCUCCGAUAUUUGUAAACAGCACUGUUGAUACAAUUUUUGUCAGGUGGUCACCAAUUUAUCUUCAAUCUGCUACAUAUACCGUAAAUAUAAAACCUAGAGAAGAGACAGCGUGGAUGAACGCAACGUGUGAACAGGCUAUUUGCUAGAAUCAUUGCAUGGUGACAGGCACAGUAGCGGAGGUUGUUGGCCUCGAAGAGGACUCUGGGUAUCAUUUUAGAGUUUAUGCUAGCUACAGAGGAGUUAGAAGUGACGCCAGUUCACCCGGUCAGGAGCCUUCAGAACAGCAGGUGAUGUUAAAUUAUGUGGUUUUAUGAAGUGUUGCCAUAUCAUGGAAAUUUUUCCUUCAUGUAUUGUAUUCAGAGAUAUACAAUCGAUUAAUGUAUAGAUUAAGCCAAGCCUAAAAGCGGGGCACUUGCUAGUUUAUUUUAAAACUCUUCAGCACUGGCUGUUUCUUCAAGGGGACUUAGGGACCAGUUCGAGGGUGGUAGGGGAGAAAUGACGGGGUCUAGAACCGAGUGACGAUGUUCUCAUAACUUGCAAAGCGAUUAACACGCAUGCUAGUCAGCCGUUCAUUCAAGAGGACCUUCGUCAUUGUUCCUAAUGUUUUGAUCAAAUUUUCGAGGACAGGGAAUGUUUCUUCUUCAGAUGUAGUAUAUGAGGCCAGCAUCAGCUAAAAUUGCAUCCUAUUGAGCGUGACUGAUAAUUUCUGUUUGCGAAAAUGAGCCAAAAUCGAAAGAAACAACCGUAAACUACUUCCAGUUAAGGCAUCACCGGUCAAUUGAAGGGUAUACACGUGAGAACAGACAUUCAGUAAACCAAUACUCCAGAAUCGUAUGGGCUUCUCUUAUAUCUUCUCUUGAAAUUGCCUGGUAUGACUGCUUACUCCACUGUUUUCCCUAACAUUUCAACCUUCUCUGAUAAGCGUAGGAAAUUAAAAAGAAAAGUCAUUUCAACACGAGUUUUUUUUUUUUUUUUUUUUUUUACUUUUCCUCUUUUGGCUAUUUUUGUUUUCCUCUAGCUGGAAGUACACGGUGUAUUGAGAUUUUUCCUGUUAUUUAAUUCGGUAACCUCUGCUGUAACUACACAUAAUGUAGGUGUCUUAAAGCCAACUGUCCAUGAUCUUAGCAACUCUAUCUACUAAACUACGAAAAUUUUCCAACAUGUUUCUUGCGUUGCAAACAGUGCAAGAAACAUAGUUACAAGCUGGAACUAGAAUAUCAUAAUUAAGACUUGAUGACGAAGAGAGACUUUGGAAUCAACCAUGGAGGCAUUUGUAAACAACUUGAGAUAAUACCUGGAUUUCAUUUGGACAUCACAGAAAUCAAUUCCAAACAUCAACCAGAUUUUCUCUUCAGUCUGUUUAAAAGUUGAGCUGAUGUUGUUAUUGAUGUUGUUAUUGAUGUUGUUAUAUUAGAGAGGUUGAAAAGUUUCAAAUGGUUCUCUCAUGUUUAAAAAUAAUUGAAUUUACUGGAAGUUGGAGUUGUUGCACGAUGUUAACAUGAAACACAACAAUAAAUUUUAUUGAUAUGUAUAAAGUUUUCAUCUCUACUGGCAAGUCUUUGUAUUAUUUUUCAACCCAACCAUUUUCCAAAACUUGUAAACAACAUUACGAAAUAAUUAGUCAGGGAAAUUAAAAAUUUGUGGCACAUACACCAUGUUUGAAAUGCCAUGUCCAGAAUAAGCUAACAGGAAUGAGGAGGGUUUAUGUGGGAAUAAGCUUACUUGUUUGUGUCAUUAAUCUGCUAAUUGUUCCUGUUGCCAAUGUUUUGAUGAAGCUGGGCGGUCAGGGCAAAGGAACUGAGGAUUUUAGCGGACAAAGUAACUUUUUAAACCCGGAAACUAUCAUGGUGAAAAGCUAUACAAGUGCCUGGUAACUCACUCUAAUUCUGAUAAACUAGUUUUAAGAAGGAUACAAUGAUACAAUAUCUUACUUCAUAAAUUUGAUGCAUAGGCUGUGCACAAAACUUUAGUUUGACUAUACGUCCAUAGCCAAUACUAAUACCUAAACAUAAUAAAAUGUUAGUGGGGUCAGAGGAAAAAUCAACGUGCCGUACAUCUGCAAGAUUUCGUGUAAUUAUUUUAAUGACUAUUAGCUGAUACGAGGAGAUCUACAAAUAUUCAAAAGAGUAGAAAAUUUUGUUGAAAUAUUAGAAUUCAACACUGGCCGGAUAAACAAAGUCCUCAAAAAAGAAAUGUGUAUUAAUGAAAAAACUAAGCAAACUUUUCACAACACCUGCCUGUAUUGUACUGCAAGUAGUAAAGUUAUUUGAAGUAAUCAUAAUCCCGGUUUUAAACACAUACACAUACAGAUUUCCUAAAAACCUGUAGUUCAAGCUUGCCAUGACUUCAACAUUUGAUGCACACCUCAGAAGGUGAGCAAAUAGAUUUCAAGUUUCUAUCUAUUCAGUUUAGGUUAGUCAGGUAAAAUUAAGUCAGACUUCCAUGCGACAACAGGAUCAAGAAAUUUCCACUGCUAAUUUAUAAGGUUAGCCUACCUAGAACAAUAACCUUCAUGUACAUAUUAGAUCAGUUUUGUACUGAUAAUGGGAAAAAUCACUGUUUCACAAAAAAUAAUGAUUGAGAAUUGGUAGUAAACCAUAGCCCUGGGUCUGCCAUUAUUUUAAACAAUGAUCGAGAAUUGGUAGCAAACCAUAGCCCUGGGUCUGCCAUUAAUAAAUUUACGAGAGUGCUUAAACAAUAGCAAUUUGCUCAUACACAAAAGAAAUAUCUGUGGUAAGAGGGCAGGCUUUCCUUUCUUCAUUUGAAAAGAUACAGAGGUUAUCAUCUCUCACAAGCUCAGUGGACAGUGAGAGUAAAUGAGACUGAUGGUGACUAUGUUAUUUGAGUAAAUAUCCAGAGGAGGAUAAAAAGUAGAAUAUGGUCUGCAAAACUCUAUUAUUUUAAUUUUUUAACCUUUUUAAAGCAGGGACAAUUAUAUUCUUGCCUUGUGCAUUACGUGGACGCCAAUUAGUUUAACUUUCAUGCGUCAAAAUACAAAAAAUGUUCUCUUUAUCUAUGUGCCCUAAACACUAAAGGGAAGGAGUCAGGUCAAAGUUAAAACAUGAAUUAAAAUAGGAGAGCCCCAUCAAUUACAACUCCUAAUUAAAGAAGGAUCCUUGCUUUUUCAGAUUCCCGCCAUUCAAAAUUCACAUAUCUUGUGUAAUCAAUGUUUAGUUUGGCCAUGAUCAUCGGCAAGAAACACAGUAUUUAAAAGUAUUUAAUUUAAACUAAAUAAUGUUACAUGUUACAAUGUGGUAACUAACACAGCAAAAUUAUAUAAUCACACAAUUUCAAACAAAGGAAGUCCGGUUAUUUACUCACCUGCUUCAACUUUUGAGGUACAGAGAAAUAGAUUUGGUAAACAGUAACAAUUAAUACAAAGUUGAAAGUUUGAAAGCUAGAAGAUAUACAUUACAAUCAUCAAACCCUAUACAUCCUAGCUAAAAUAGGGUCAAUUACCACCAUAACAUCUCCCAAACAUUCAUGUUUACAGGAUACAUGCAUUAAUUUUGUCAUUAGGUGGUACUGACUACUUACAAUAGUUCUACCAAGCACAAAUCCAUUUGUUUUUUCUUCAGUUAUCUCAUAGUAUAUGACUAUACAGAUCACGUGGUUACUGCAUAGGGACUUAUACUUCAAUUACCUCAGCAAACCGUAAUCAUUAGAAUUGCAAACCAAGGUGUAUUUGCUCAAUUUUUCACCUGAUUGUCACAGUCAUAGUCACUCCUUUUUGAGGCUAUCUUCAGCUGACCAUCCUUUUGCACGUGAAAACAUCAAAUGUUGCUCUACAUUCAAAUAAUUAACUGAUUCAAAAGUUAUAACUUUUUUAAUGUCCUGCUUCCUUUAAUUGUGCCCCGGAAAUAGUAAAUGGUAUUGAAGAGAAAGGAAGAAAGUUCUUGAAACAUUCUACUUUAAAUAAAACUUUGAUAUGAAAUUCAAUGUUAAUUACUACGGCAAUUCACCAUAGGAAGCAUGAUAUUAUUAAAUUUAAUUUCACCCAGUUUGAAUGUAGAAUCCAAAAUCUUAUUAACUAGCAGGUGAAGAGGAAAAACCUCAAUGUGUUUUUCCUGCUACAAUCAUUCUAAAAAUCACAAAUCAAUCACACUAUCUCUCCAGUGUGAUUUUUUAACGAUGUGCACUUUUUCUUAUGGCCAUCUAUUUAUAGUAUCUAUCUUUUACCAGCUGAAAUCUGAGAAGAAUCGAAUCCACACUGGUAAUUUGACACACUGAAAAGUCAGUUGAUGUAAAAGAAGUGAUUCCUGCUAAGAAACGAAAAACGCAAUAGUGGAAUGAGACAUUCAUCCCACUAGUUGAAAAGUUAUCUUCCUUCUGGUUAACUUAUAGACGGGUAGUGGGAAUUUAUUUGUCCUAGCUAGUAACGAAAAUUCAACCAGCUGCUUAAGAAACUAUUUUAUCUCAGUGCAAAUCUACUAACGUUUUAUCACAAAUGCUGCAAACCGAUUGGCCACGCUGAUCCCUAUCUAUCAAAAAGUUAUUCCACGAUCGUGCGUAAGAUUUGAGAAGAUAGAUAGCUAAAAUCAUCUCAUAUCCAAAUUAUUUUUUUUCUUCCUCUUGUUUCAGAGUUUGAGGUGAAUGUGGUAAUAGUUCUUUAGGAUGAUCAUCUCAUCACAGAAAACUUUCCGAUUAAAUGAUAAGAUAUAAAAAGAAUGCCGUACGAUUUUUAGAAAGGAAAGACUCUUGCAAAAGUGUCUCCUUUAGAAAUGAUUGAAGGAAUGCUUCCACAGUCUAGAGUUUCUUGUAUAGGAUUUGAAUGAAACAUUAAAUGUAUGUCUUUAAUAUGAAAAGAAAUAAAUCUGACUUUCUGUUACUUUCGUCCAGGUGUUUAAUUAAAGUGCGAAUAAUAUAUAGCUGCAUUAAAAAUUUUAUGUAUGAAUGAACAAGAAUUUUGUUGGAGGGUGUGUAGUCGUGCCUUUUAUUUUAUGUUCCCCCAGCAAAAAGCCUGAUUUCCAUGUACGAAUGAAAUUAUACCAUACUCAAAUGCAUGACAUAGAUACGCGAAGGUCUUAGAAUAAAAACCUAUAGUACCGUAGUUUUCUCCAUAUGGUCUGUAUCUCAUUUUCUCCUUUUCACUUCCUUCAUCAAGUCUGAAUGGCGGGCGGACUCUGAAACUCUCUGUGAGGAGACCUUCAUUUGAUUGUUUAUUGGCAAUGACCCCAAAAAGGAACAAAUUGUUUUUCUCAUUCGCAGUGACAAAUUGCACCAUACAUUAUUUUGAGCUCAUUACGCAAUAUUAAAAGUUUUCACUAACAUUCCAUGGGGACGUUCACUUUUUCCCGUCAUGAUUAGAUUCACCAUGCAAAUAUCUAUAAUCUCCUUGCAUAGGGACAGUUUCUUUUUCGCAUAGGGGGAUUACCAUCUUUCAAUUGCCUUUAGUUGCCUCUAUCAGAGUUUACGAGAUUCAAUAAGUCUCUUUGGAGUUCUUAUUGUACGACGAUGAAUUUUUAACUUGUAUCAAAAGUGAAUUUUUAAACUAAAAUUCGAAACGUAAAUCGAAGUCCAAUACGAACUCGAACUCGAAAACAAACUCGAUUACACCUCACUCCCCCUAAGCAGAGACGAUAGCGAUUGACAUACCACGUUAACUAUUUCAAACUCAGUCAAUCCUUUGGUCAACACACGUGUGAAAUUGAUUCGACUGAAAAGAGGGAAAGUUUGUUUUUGAGUGCUUUGAACACAGCCGGUGGGUGUUUCGGGAAACUGUUUCAAGCAUCCUUAAAUCUGCUACUUCCAAUUUUGUACACCAAUACUGCGCAUAAUUACAAAGGGAAUUUAUUUGCAUAUCUUAAAGACGUUCUCUUGAAAGCCCUGACUAACAGUGGAACUUCCAUUUAACGAAGUACCAAGAGACUGGGGAAAUUGAUUCGUGAUAUCAAGGGUUCGCUAUAUCGAAAACCUCAAUUAAACAAAUUUGCGGAAAAACAACCAAAAUGUUCAUUAUAUAGAGGGAUGGUUAAUUUUUUUUGUAGUGUCAGUUCGUGCUACCCAGCAUUUUGAGAUCGGAACGAUUACUGUUAUUAACAUUUGUGCUUUAACGUCUAUAUGAAGCUACAGUACGUUGCACAGGUCUGUCCAUAGCUACAGCACAAAUUUUCGAUAGUUUCAGUUUCGGCAUUAUAAUGAGCUGUUAACUGUGAAGUUGUUCUAUUGUUACAGAUCUGAGGGAUUUUGAUCCUUGUUGGUCUGUUUCGCAUUUGUCUUUUGUCACGUGUUGACAUAGGCUCGUUUUAUCAGGGUAUAUUAAACAUUUGGGCCUCUGCAUUGUGUUCGUUGUAACGGGGAUUUCGUUAUAUCGAGGUUCGUUAUAUUGAGCUUCUUUCCCAUACAUUUUACUGUAACUUUGGCCGGGCUAAAGAGUAUCGUUCGUUAUACCGCGGACUUCGUUGUAUCGAGGUUCGUUAAAACGAGGUUCCACUACAAUUGCGACCAGUUAUAGAGGAACUAUUGUGAACGGCGAAGCUGGUUACUCGUCAGGAUCUUUAAAGUAUUUGGAAUGAAGCUUGGAGCGUUUAUGCUUCUUCUUGGAAGUAAGCACUUUUGAAUAUGAUAAGUUAAUUUUUCAAACGUACAUUUAAACGAACUAAUUAGUGGUUUGAGAGUAUGGUAUGAUGACUGAUGAGGGCGAAGCCAAAAUCUGUUAUCGCGCGAUAAAUGUUAAGAGCGUAAAAUCGAAUUGUUUAAAAUCUACCAAACGUUCAACCUCAUUAGUAAGACAGACUCAUUGAAGUUGAAAUUGAAUAAUGAUCUAAACUGCAAUUCCAACGCACGGAUAAUUGACACUCGCACCUCAAGGCGUUUACCCCUGUGUACUCCUUUGCGUUUUUUUCAAGGAUCAUUGAAAUCUUCAUUCGCUCGAACCUGAAACGAAAAGUCUUUUGUUAAUAGGUACUUUACAAGUGGCUGAUGACUCGAUUUAUUAAUUUGUCUUUCUCAUAGAUAGCUUCCGCUAAUUUUUGUUCUCAAAUUCCUUAUUUCUUGAAGCGAGGAAAAUCUCGUAAAUGAUUAUGCAAGGCAGAGAAAACAAUUUUUGUACGACGUCAGCCAUGCGUCUGAACUCUUAGAGAUCUUUGGUGACUGAUCACGAACAGUUUUGGCAUAAGUAAAGUUUGUUUCAAAAAAAGUGCGAAGUUCAGAUUUUUAUUCACGAUUUGGAAAACUUGGGAAAGUGAACGAAUUGUUUAGUUCAGUAAACUACUUUUUGUUCCCAUUUUUUUUUCGACGCGUUCUGAUGGGGAUGAAACAAAGUACAGAUGCAUGGAGUAACUUUGUCACGCCAUCAACCAAUCUGCGCAAUGGCUGAAUAUUUCCCGGACUUCUAUGUCUUGCAUGACCUAGAACGCAAAUAUGAAAACGAGCUCCUGGCUUCAACUUAUCCAGAACAACUUGUAAAUAAUAGGACAAAUUACAUGGAGAUAGAGAGAGAAGUUUCGGAACUAAUGUAUUAAUGAAAACACCGAAUCAGCUAGUAGCAACAAGAGAAAUAAACAACUGUUUGCAGCCAUGUCAAUCUCCAAAAUUGACGAAAUUACAAUGUGAGCAGAGACGUAAAACACCAAAGAGAAGGUUUUUGAAGGUUCUCACGCUUUAAGACUCUCUCAAGCAUAAGUACGGUAAAAGAAUUCAAACACUGCUAACACUCAUAUGAUAAAUAGUAAUAGUUUUCUUCAAAAACAAAUCAAACAGGAAUGAUGAAAUACCUGCUGACUCACGGAGCUAUUUCAUUUUGCGAACCAUUUCAGCUUGUGAGCUAUUUCAGUUUGUGUGCUAUUUCAGUUUGUGAUCUUGAUGGUUUUACAGUUUGACUGCUUUAAUCUUAUUUAAUCAAAUUAUAUGAACCAAUCUAACAAAGGUUCAGAUCGGUCUAUUUUGGCGUGCUUUAUGAGAGUACCUCGUUUCGUUUGGAAAUAAAGUUUGUUUUGAAAAUUUUCACGAAUGCGUGGCGAAAUUAACGUUUUCUCCAUCAUGAAACUAAUAAAAAACAAUUGGGAAGCGGCCAGAGCACUCAACAAGAAGUUGGGAAAACCCUCGACUACGUCUCGUGUUUCCCUUUCACUCUCCAGCCGCUUCCUGCGUGCUUUACAACAGAGCAAAGCACAAUCAAGGCUUCUUUAUUUGUGGCCCGUAAAGAGGCAUUACUGACUAUACCGAGGCUAUGUCCACAUAACAGGAGUGUGUGCAGCGAAUGAGUGACUUUUCUAAGUUUUGCAACGAGUGAAUAAAAUUCUGUGCAAAGCACUUUCAAUGCUGUAAUAUGUUUAUUAUGUAUAAAUACAUACACAACGAGAAUUAAACAUAUCAGUGUUAUCUUUCCCGAAAUCAUAGGCUUGCAUACAGAACCGCAAAAAAUUCAAGAGAGAAUCGUAAAAGUGCGCAACAUGUUAACGUAAUAUUCAUUAUUAAAUAUUAUCCGUAUCAGAUAUAGAAAAACUAAAUUUUAACUCAUAGAAAUAUAUCAUCUUCUUUAUGAACGUCAACCGUUAAUAUAGGUGACCCAAACGUACGUGCAUGUGAUUUGGGGGUUUAAAGGUCAUAAACAGGAACAUGUAAUACCAGGAGAAUAUUAACCUCAAGAUGUGUAUUAACUAGAGUAGUACAAGCUAAAAUUUCCUCGGUAUGAAAUCUAUCCCCUUUUCAGAUUUAUUAAAUUUCUCUUUAGUUCAUUGAAGUUGAAAUUCCCUCAAUAUUACACGGUUGUGGGAUAAAUUUAGAUUGAAUUUUAAGCAUUCGCGUGUGCCAUGAUGAUAAAAACGUGACAGCUUUUAUUGAAUUCCUUUGUACCGUAUGUUGGGCAUUAUACAUAUCAAGUAUAAUAUCUCUUUAGGCCUUUCCCCCACCCCUCCCCCCACUACCGCUGCCUCUAUCUCCAAAUCAAACAUGGCUGGUUGAAUAAACGAUCGCGAGUUUCUUAAAGUUAACUAUCCCUAUUAAGACGCCUGCACUGCAGGCUACACAUAGCACGUCUUGCAAAAGUUAAUCCAAAAAUAAGUUUUCGUGGUUUUUCUUUCAGGUAUUGUGGUGCUUCUUCCGAAAGCAGCAAGUGUUACUGGUAAGUGUUGUAGUGCAUCAAUUUACGUGAUUCUCGUCUUUGGUUUAAGUAAAAAUGUUUCGGUGAAUUUUAGCUACGAAAUGACAAUUGAAUAAGGUAAGAUAUGUAGGAGAUAUACGAAUUCAUUGCCAUAUUUUAUAAACUUUGGGUCAAUGAAUGUUCAGGCAGUCGACAUAAAAGUAUUACAAGCAAUCGAAUUGAAUCAGUGUUUUGCUUGCUGUUUUACUAUAGACACCGACGAGACAAAAUUCCAAGGCUUUCUCCCUUGAAAAACAUGAUAAUUGUUCAAUUUUUGUGUGGGUGUAUUUGUGUGAGAUCGACUUCUCUCGAUUGCCGAACUCAGUAAAAACUCGAUCCACGGAUCGAGAUGGGUAGAGGUCGCCUGGUAUACCGUGUACAAAGAUUCAAUACGCGAUGAACUCAGUGUUUCUAUCUGUUCCCACGUCUUAAAAACACAUUUUUAAUCUACGGCCGGACUGGUUAUAGGCACUAACAUCCGCAGCAGCAACUAGUGGUCGUUUAGAACUGAACCACACUUGAAAGUAAAUGUCAUGUAUUAUACACGUAACAAUCACCAAAAGAGUAUGGGGAGAGUGAACUAUAGAAGACACAUGGUCGACUUAUUUGUGUACAUUUGUCUUUUUUCAUCGGUUAUUUACCUAACGAGUACACAACAAUAACCGUGGCUUUAAAUUCUUUCGACAAUACCAUACGCAUCAGUAAUGACUGGAUCAGAGGUUCUACUGAGCUUUAAAAAAAACUCCAUCAGUUUUUGUGUAAAGGAAAAUCACUUUCUUUUCAACGGACAGCUUAGUUGAUGCAAAGCUUAGGCUGGCUUUUCUCCGUCAAUCACCGGUGCGCAUUUCACUCGGACGAUGCCCUCAUUUUUCAGUUCAGGUCAUGAGCGGUGCGACCAUGUGCUUUGUUCGUUUUCUCUUAGGCGUGGUUUUUCCAUUCACGAAGGUUGCGGGGAUUCCACGUUUCUGGCAACGGCUCGGUUACGUGGGAUAUGGUUUUCGGUCUUCUUUUUUUAAGUUGAUGGGCCGGAAAGCUAUCUACAUCUCGAAUUGAAGUAUUUGCCAUGUUUAGUAAGACGAGAUAUUUUUCUCAUUCUGAGUUCAUGGUUUUGCUUAGUCUAAGCAUCGUUAUCCUUACAACAAAUUCUACUUUGCCUUUGGCUCCGCUUCUUGGCUGAGAUGGUCAUGAGCUGGAUGCAUCUUGAUGAGCGUCUCGAUGAUUACCAUAGUAAUCUGAGCUUCUACAUGACUCUUGGAUACGUCAUAUUAGUGAGCUGGAUUAGUACCCAGAUGUAUGACUUGUAGUACAAGCGAUGAGAUUAGCAAUGAAUCCUUGAGAUUUUCCUUAGUUAGGCCAAAACAGGAGUUCUCAUUUUUUUAAUUAAGAAAUUUUCUAAAAGGGCAUCAAUACGACCAAGUAGUUUCUUCUUUUUUCCCUGCGUCCAUCAUGACACCUUUAGGGAUUUUCGGGAUAUAUUUCCCUGGCACUUCACGACAAGGUAGCAACCUUUAGACACCUACAACAUAUGGUUGAAAGGUGGAAAAAUUUAUCAACAGAAUGGGCAUUUUUUACCGCGUAUAAAACCAUUCCUGAAAAUGUCCAACACUUCCACGGAAACUCCAUGCAACGCCAGCGCCGCUCUUUUCGUUAAUUCAUAGGCGUAAGCAUUAGCAUGCUGAAAUGCAUGCGUGUUAUUGAGCAAGAGCUAUUGCAACGGAAUGAUCGGUUUUGUUAAAUGUCAAUUUUCCGAAAUACAUAUGUAGAAAGCCUAAAUAUUUUGACUUUAUGCACUUCAACAUAAAUUUCCCGUCGAUCAAAGUAAGAAUUCUUCAAAAACGCACCUAUCCGGCGAACUUAAGUAACUUAAGAUAAGAAUUCAAGGCGUUCCGCAUGGUGUUUCCAAUUCACACCUAUCGUAAAUUCCUUCUUGCGACCCAAAUACGGCAAAUAAGUAUAUCAUUAGUCUCCCGACAGCGAGACUGGCCAUUCCGCCGCUUUCGUCGCCAUUUAUAUUAUUUGAAAGAAGAUGGCAAGGGUAAAACGAACUUAGAACAGAUCAGAGCGCACAAUUCUGCUUGUUAGUAUAACUGCCGAAAUCUGCACAAAGGUAAGAAACAUCAUACAGCGAGAAUAGUUAUCACAAAGAACACCACUGACAACAUAACACUACACUUUCCACAACUGAAUAACGCUACAUCCCUACGAGACUAUGACCUGAUAAGGUCCAGCCCAUCUCCUUGUAACGACAUAUUUCGUCCGACGAGCAACCGCCAUCUUUUCACAAUCAUGAUGGAGUUUCUUGAUCAAAAGUAGUUUGCUGAAGGAAAGGGUAAAUUAGUAUUAUCAACUCAGUUGAUAAUGCUAAAUUACUCUGUCAUACUCUUCCACCUACGCAGCACCAUAGUUUUUUAGAAAUAUACCCCCUUUAUUUAUUUGCUGAAGAAAAGACGUGCAAACAUCAAAAGCAAAAUUUAGCUUAAACCCGGCGUUUCGGUGACAUAAUGUGUUUAUUCUCGUAGUGUCUCUCAUAAACCUAAAUAAAGGAAUGACAUCCACUAGUCGUGGAUUCCUUGCCAUCAAGUCCAUAGACGCGCUCGCGCAAGUGCCCGUGUGUAGUCACAUUGGCUGGAAUCCUACAAGCUUCGUAAGACAGUUUCACUUGCUUGAUUAGUGAGUAAGGAGAAGUUGGACUCCAUCAUCAAAGAGACGUUUUUUUUACGCAGGCUUGUAUUGAAUAUGUAUUCGUGCCAUGGUCUAUAUUUGCUGUAUGCAGUAAAUUUUCAACUCAAGUUGGUCUUCUCGCUAUUUUCUUGGUAAUGGUAUUAUCGUCAUGACAACGAAACAGUUUUUGGACAAUGUUGCUGUUAUUGUUUUGUUUUGUUUUUCUUUUUUGUAUGAAUGGACUCGAGCCCAAUGAUUUUGAUAUUUGCCCUCUGCUUUCGUUUUGGAGGUGCUCCGACCCAAUUUCUAAGGAAAACGACAAACAAACGAACUUGGUGUUUCUAUGAAAAACUCGCUGCGCAAUUUGAGUUUAAGUUCAAAUGUUACCUUAUGUGAUGGAAUUUUGGGUUGUUGUGUUUCUACUUUGUUCACACCCUUUGUCAGUAUGAUGUGCUUGUGUGAAACUCGGAUUUCUCUUGAUAAACAUUGUAAGAGGCUCUCCUUAUUUUACUCUGUAUUUAAUUGUUUACGAUAUUUCUUCGAAUAGCUUGCUAAGAUUACAAAUCAACCAUUACCUCCUUUAAAAUAACUGGUUUAUUUCUGUUCACACCAAACCAGUUGUUCGUCUAAUAAAUUCCAACAAUUCGCCUUCUUCUGGUCGCGUUGAAGUGCUGUACAAUGGCACAUGGGGAACCGUCUCUGGCAGCUAUUGGGACCUAAAGGACGCUGAUGUAGUUUGUCGCCAGCUUGGUCACGAUGGAGCCUUGUCAGCGCCUCGCUAUACAGUAUUUGGACGACGAACUGGUCCGAUAUGGCUGGAUCACGUGCAAUGUGAAGGAGAUGAGACAUCCAUAUCACAGUGCAUUCACAGAAUAUGGGGAGUUCACUCAUACUGGCCUUUUUCAGCUGCUGGUGUGGCGUGCCGACCCAAAGGUAGAGUAACGAUACGAGCACUUUUUAUUGCCAUAUUUACUAAGAAUGUAAAGAGCCAAACAGAACACGAGAAAGACGUUGCAAAAUUUGACAGUAAUAAAAUUAACCUUUCCUUCACGGACGAUGGGAAGCCCACAAAUCUGGGCAUACUGAGGACGCUGGAGUAGUUUGUCGACUAGCGGGUAAGGAGGUAAUACUCCUACAUCAUACAUAAUUUAGAAGACACAAACGUCCUCUCAAUUUUUUAUUUUUCAUAACCUAUAAUGCUAGCAGGGCGAAUUCGAGUAAACUAAAAUGUUACCGCCCCUUUUCUCAAAGGGCAUUUCUAGUGUUGAUAUGUUCAUAUUUUCUUUUAUUCUGUCGAACGAUCUGGUCGAAUGCAAUUUACCAUAUAUACCUAGCUCAGAGCCGUUGCCUGACUUCAGAACAAGGCGAGGCAAGUUUCGAGCGCCGAAGGCGUGAGCCGCCAGGGGGGUCUGAGGGCAUGCCCCCCCCCCCCCCCCAGAAAAUUUUGAAAUCUAGAGGUUCAGAUGGCAGUUUUGGCAGUUUUCUUUAAUCUUGGGCCAAAAUCAAGACGAGGCAAUUGCCUCGUCUUGCCUCACGCUAGCUACGGUCCUGUAGCUAAAUUUUAUCCUUAUACUCGCAGUUCGUUUGGUGAGCCCCACCAAUUUACCGUCAUCUGGUCGUGUUGAAGUGUUUUAUAAUGGGAAAUGGGGAACCAUUUGUGAUAACUUAUGGGGCUCACAGGACGCUGAUGUAGUGUGUCGCCAGCUUGGAUACGAUGGAGCUUUAUCAGCACCUAGAGCCGCAGCGUUUGGACAAGGAACUGGUCCGAUAUGGCUGGAUAAGGUUAGAUGUUUUGGAAAUGAGAAAUCCAUAUUGCGAUGCAGUCACCAAGGAUGGGGAAUUGAGAACUGUGGGCAUAGUAAAGACGCUGGUGUGGUUUGCCAACCCAUAGGUAGAGUAACGAUACGAGUACGUUGUAUUACCAUCUCUAGCAAGCAUAGAAAUAGAUUAAUCAGAAUUAGAGAAAGCCGUUGCAUAUUCGACAGUAAUUCAAUUAAACUUUUUCACCGCGCGAUCUUAUUCCCACACAACAAUUCUUUAAAGCGUUUGACUGCAACCUUUAAUGAAAGCCCUAAAUUGUAUUCAGGAUGAUUGACUUUAGAAUCAACAACAACAACAACUGAAGCUCAUAUAGCUUGGAAUGUGUUCAUCACUGGGUAUAGUAAUGAGCAAUAGUAAAGUGAAGCUAUGUAGUGUAUCUAAAGGCUGAAGGCUUUUUAAUAUCUCUAUUACUGGACUCCACCAAAUGAGACGAUAAAACUCAUGAGUUGGCUUUUUUCGACGGCUUUGUUUCUUUUCGACAGAAAUACUCGGAGGAUAAAUAUCGACGGGGUUAUUGCGUGAUAGCAGUCCGGUGAUUUUGCACCACUGACCUAAAAUAGCCAAUAAAAUUGCGCGAAAAUUAAUUUGCUCAGACAAAGACUUAACGCUGAACGUGUCAAUCGUUUAAAAUGCCAAAAUGCCAAAACUCGCUAUGGCGGCUUACUUCUUGGUGAUAAUCCUUGAUGUAUAGCCCUUUGCAAGGCAUUGCGUGAAACAAUCUUCGAUGUAGCUCUCAUUAGGGAAGGUGAUGAGGUACUGAAAUCGAUUCUCUAUAGACAAAGAGUCUCGCUAAGACUGGUCCUCUCAAUUUCGCGGGAUAAAAGCUGUUUUAAUUAAGAAAAUGCUUUGCGACAAAUUAUCAAGAAGACGUUUCGUCCUUAUUCCCUCAAUUAAGAACAUUAUCCUCUGCUAUUAGUCGGUGUAUGACAUACUGUCGUUCCUUGGUAUAAAUGACGAUGAUGAAUCGUUCUGAUGCCAAGUAGAAGUCUACUACUUCGGCUAAGAAGAUUGUUUAAAAGGCCGUUAAGGCGUUUAUCUAGAAGAGACGGGUCCUUUUUUGUCGAGUAAUCUGCUGUAGUUUUGUAGUUUAUGAAAGAAUGAAGUAGCGGUUGCACUUGUUCAAUAAAGACAGGGAUAAAAAAUUCAAUUGCAGUAGUCCAUACCCUGAAAGUUUUAAAAUUCGCUCGGUUUGACUCUUUCGCAUUUACGAUGAUGUGCAAGCGAAUAGAGCAUUUGCAAGGAUGAUUUAGAGCCAGGAUUGAUUGAGACAACUCUGCUUAAGACAGGUUGUUGAAAGUUGUUUCUCGAAUUAGCGUAAUAUGGCAGCCUCGAGUGAAGAAAGUGUUAUCCUCUUGUAGAUACAAGAUAGUGACUUCAACCUUUGCACUCCGAGUCGGUUUUCUUGUAUUGCUCGACAACACUAAGAUGAAGAGGACGCAAAAAAUCAGAGAAAGGUAAAUCUGAUUCGAAGUAUAAAUAUCAACUGUCGUCUUGAUAGAGGUACAAAGAGAUUUUCCGAGUGCCAUGCUUCCCGCCGAAGGGUAAAUAAUUUCUGUAAGCGUUUUGAAAACAAAAGUCUUCAAUAUCUUAAAAAGAAGAAACUAGUUCAUGCGCCCGUCACCUCACCAGGUUGUCCCAUCCAAAAUAAUUAUGAUCAUUCAAAUGCAUGAAGCCAAGUUUCUUUUCGCCUCGAGGACCUUCUCAUAGCAGCUCAGGAGGCCAGUAGUUAGCCCUGACACAAUAUCUGGGCUACAUCUCCAGUUUGGAAAAGAUGCCGCAAUUGAACAGCAGAUAAUAUUAUUAUUUGCAGUCAGUCAGCCAAAAUCCGCUCUCUCCUAAAGAAAUUGCUCAAAACUCGACAAAAAAGGAGCUCAGCACGAACAAAGGAUGACUCAUAAGGGGUCUCCCUGCGCCGUGUGAACUAAUUUAAGAGGCUUAUUUCGAUGAUUUUCUGGUGCUAGGUGUGACGAAAUUCAUUCGGAAACAGCGACUUUUAGAGGUCUUGAUGGUUUGCAACAGUGACAUUACUAAUAAUAUGCGUGUUUGCAGUAUCACAAAACCAGACAGGCUACCACAGCCUUACCACUUAGGAUACGUUCCUACUUAAGAUAAGUUUUCGGUUUUCUUGUAUCGCUCGACAACAUUAAGAUUAAGAUUAAAAGGACGCAAAAAUUCAGGGAAAGAUAAAGCGGAGAAAUCUACGUCGGAGUAUAAAUAUAGACUGUCGUCUUGAUAGGCGGACAAACAGCUUUGCCGAAUGCCAUACUUCCCGCCGAAGGGUAAAUAAUUUCUGUGGGCGUUUCGAGAACAAGACUCUUCAAUAUCUUUUUUUAACAAAACACUAGUGGAACGGCGGUGGAAUGUAAACGAUACCAUGGUAGACUUACUAAGCUAGUUGCUACAAAGAAGGGCGAAAGCUAUGCCACUAACAUUUCAUGGAUCAGGGCAAGAGUGUCCUUUGCACUGCUGAGAUCAGCAUUACUUUGCUUAGAAGGCUCGCAAGCUUCUCGAAGAGUUCGUUUAGAAUUGCCGGACAUUGAUAGGGAUAUUGAAAGAGAACAUGCAAAUAUUCGUUAUGGAAAUUAUAGAAAGUGCAAGCUUUCAUUGUUUGAUAAAGCAUCUAUAGCCAAUGAUUGAUACAUUUCUUGUUACUAGUUUGUUACUUGUUAAUUUUAAUAAAAAAACUUAUUUAUCGGUUUGUAGAAUUUUAGAAAUGAAAUUGGUAUUUUUAGUUAUUAACAAGACAGUUUUCUCUUGAACAUGGUCAAUUUUCAAGAACUACACUUAGAAGUUGAUUUUCCUGAUGUAAUCAUUUUUAGUUCUAAUUGGCAAAUAAAGAUUAUUGAAGGCUAUUAAAAUUGAAAAAAAGACAUGUAUUAUUAUCAUUAUUCAGUGAAAGCCUGCGCUUUAUUGAGACGUUUGCCCAUACCGAAUUGGCGAAGCUGCCAGGCUUCUCGUAAUUUCUAAGGUGGUACAUUGGAACCUGUUAGUUCUUACUAGUUUUCUGUUAACUUUUAUGCCUACUUUACAGCUGUUCGUUUAGUGAAUUCUUAUUCAUCACAUGCUGGUCGUGUUGAACUGCAGUAUAAUGGUACAUGGGGAACAAUUUGUGGCGACUAUUGGGACUUGCCGGACGCUGAUGUGGUUUGUCGCCAGCUUGGAUACGAUGGAGCUUUACGAGCAGUUAGUAACGCAGCAUUUGGAGAAGGAACAGGCCAGAUAUGGUUGGAUGACGUGCAAUGUUUUGGCAAUGAGACAUCAAUAUCACACUGCACUCACUUAGGAUGGGGAGUUCACAAUUGUCUUCACUAUGAGGACGCUGGCGUAGUUUGCCGACCUGCAGGUAAUGCGGCGAUAUACACACACAAUGGACAACCCAAAGCCAACAAAUUCUCUUUCUCCCUUAUAUUUUUUAGCCUUUUGUGCAAAGUGGUGCGUAUAACGCUAUUUUUAGUAAAUCAAUGUCAAGUAAAAUACAAGUAAAACCAUCCAUAACAUACAUGUGAAAUAUCCGCUUACAAGCUAUUCAGAAUAAUCUUUCUUUCAAAAUUAUUUCAAGAAGGUUCCUGUUAUUUUGAUAAACAUCAAAAUCGGUUGCUGACUUAAAUAAACUUUUAUGAACUGGCUAAGCAUCAUUUCCAGCACAGAAACAGAUCUUUUGACGAGCCCUCACAAUGUUAAACAAGCUUGCUCAUAUUCUCACAUCGUCAACAGUUCGUUUGGUCAGCCCCACCAAUUCGUUGUCGUCUGGUCGUGUUGAAGUGUUUUACAAUGGUACAUGGGGAACCAUUUGUGACCACUCGUGGGACUUACAAGACGCUGAUGUAGUUUGUCGCCAGCUUGGAUACAAUGGAGCUUCAUCAGCACCCCUAGCCGCAGCAUUUGGACAAGCAACUGGUCAGAUAUGGCUGGAUAAUGUUAGGUGUUUUGGAAAUGAGAAAUCCAUAUCACAGUGCAGUCACCAAGGAUGGGGAGUUGAGAACUGUGGGCAUAGUCGAGAUGCUGGCGUAGUGUGCCGCCAACUAAAAGGUCAGUUAGAUUAUGAUCGUGCAAACUAUUAUUUUCAAUCAUUUUAGUUCUCUAAAUCCAAUUCAAUUCGAUUCUUGAAAGCUUUACAACAAAGAACUUAAGGCAUUCCAUGGAAGCACGGGUUCAAACCCCCGCCAAAGUUUAAUUAUUUCAUACUUAACUAUUUUUCCGCAACUUUUUCAACUCCAGUUCACCCGUGACGAUCAUUUUGUUACCUGUGAUCAUCCGAUGGUUGAAGUAAUAUAUAGAUUUAGCCAAGCCUAAAAGCGGAGCUCGCAUUUUUUUUUCCCGCACGUCUCAAGGGCACAACGCAUUUCCCUGGCCAGGACUAGAACCCGGGUCGUCCGACUCGGAGCCCAGUGCACUGACCACUGGACCACUGGACAAAGCCGUGGCGUGUGCCCGCGGUACAGUUGACCACGCAUGUUAAAAGUAGCACCUUGUACGGUCGUACGGUCGAACGGUCGUACAACCAAAUUUUUUCGGCUUGAUGGGUUACUACUAUUUUGUAUAAUUAUGGGGCUACGCUCUGCGAGCUCCGCUAUAACCUAUCUAUCAAGUAUAUUAUUUUUGAAAACGAACUCUUUUGGUCUCUAUUCGGGCCAAAAUUUAGGAUGCCAAUUCUAAACUUUUAACCAUUUGCACCAAAUUAACGCCCAAAAACUCGACUAACUUGUCGGUCCUCAAAUAACUAAUGAUAUAUCGCCUGAAAGCCUCAAAACUGUAGAUACCAUUCCAGAAAAUUUUCUACUUUCCGAUUCAGAAAAUUCAGUUCUCAGUAAGGGCUUAAAUUUUGUUUCCAUUUCCAAAAAGACCAAUGAACUUUCAGUUAAGCAAGACGUUGAAAACUUCCUUCGCCGCGUUCGAUUCAGUUAAGCAAGACGUUGAAAACUUCCUUCGCCGCGUUCGAUUGAGAGCCUUUUUUCACAACAAACAGGUUGAUUGUAACAACUCGAACAAAGAUACUUUCGAAACACUUCAGAUUGGAAAUUCUAAAAAAGACUCUCCAAGAGGGCCAAUUUGAAUCUUUAGAUUUUUUCAUAAAAAAAUGUCGUCACGAUAUUAACAAACUUAAAUUCAAUCGUAACACCAAAUUUUCCUACUUUUCUUCGGAAAAGUGGUCGACACUAAAAGGUCUAGAAAAAACGUAAAGACCUAGUUAUUAAAGCGACCGACAACGGCGGCGCAUUCGUUGUUUGGCGGGCCGACCUCUACUUAGAAAAGCUUUCGGGUAACUUUCUGACACUUCUUUAGAUGCAAAAGUUGACAAAGAUCUCACUUUCAUCAACCAAAACAUUGUCAAAAAUACGGCUAACGAUCUUAUAGCUAAACAAGAAUUGCCGGCCACCGCAAAAAAUCUUACCAUCACCACUCCUUGAGCUCCGUGUAUUUACUUUUUACUGAAAACCCACAGACCUAACAACCCAGGUCGACCCAUCUGCCUGUAGUCGUCCUUCCGAACUCAUUUCCAGCGAUUUAAUGGUACCUAUUUAUUAUGGUACCUAUCGUCAAAACUUUACCAUAUUACAUUAAGGAAAGUCAACAUGUACUUGAAAUUUUUCGCGACCUUAAUUUCCUUGGCCAAAACAAACUUACUUUCACUAAGGAUAUUACAUCUCUUUAAACUGUCAUUCCCGAUGACGAAGUCUCCGGGCCCUCAAACAUUUUUUCGAUCAACGCACUGUUAAGGAACCUAGCUCUACUCUACUCUACCUAGCCGAACUAGUACGUACACUCAAUUGCUUUUCAUUCGGUGGAAUCUACCACAAACAAGCCAAUGGCGUAGCCAUAGGUACCAAAAUGGGACUCAGCUACGCCAAUCUUUUGGUAGGUUUUAUCGAACACCAAUUCUUCAGUCAAUACAACAGCCCUAAAACCUGAGUUCUACGGUCGCUACACUGACGGCUGCAUCGGCGCAACCUCCUCUACCAGAGCGAAGCUCACUCAAUUUACAACCGCCGCCAAUACCUUUAACCUGGCUCUGAAGUAUACCUAGGAAAUUUCCGACACCGAAAGUAGUGUUUACUACAAACCUACAGAUUCACAAAGUUACUUGUUAUAUUCAUCUUCGCAUCCAUCACGCGCAAAGAAGUCCAUACCUUUUUCACAGUUCAAUCAGACCUCGUCGUGUAUAUAAUGACGACUCUGAUUUUUCCAAAGAAUCAGAGGCAAUGCGCCAGUUUUUCGAUAAAACGUGGCUAUCCUGUUUCUGUCGUUCAAGCUGGCCACCGCCGCGCCCAACAAAUUGAUCUACAGUCAGCACUACAAACGGCUGGGAAGGAAAAUACUGAUCGCAUUCCAUUCACUCUCACAUUUCACCCUCACAACCGGGUGGUUAAAUCUAUCAUUCUUAAAAAACUUUAAAUUACUUUAAAACGAUUCAGAGACAGGUACUAUCUUUUGAAAACCUCCACUAAAUUCAUUCAAACGCGACAAAAACAUAGGCAACUUUUUGGUCAGAAGUUCAUUUCAAACCAAUGACCAAUGUGGAACUUUCCAUGCGCCUGGUCACGAUGCAAAACGUAUCCUUUCAUUCACAACGUAGAGAAAAUUUCGGGACCCAAAAGAUCCAUUAAGAUCACUGAUCACUUCACAUGCACCUCCGCCAAAUGUUAUCUACUGCAUAACUUAGUUGCAGUUAUUGAAAAAGUUAUUCAGAAAGACGACUAGGUGACCGAUUCCGAGAACACCUUCGCGUAGAGAGAAAUGGCAAGGAUGCAUCUAAAACAUUCGCCAGACACUUUUAUCUCCCUAACCAUUCUAUGCAGCAUAUGGUAGUUUGCGGCCUUUCCCUACAUCUAGGCAAUUCGGAAAGCCGAAAAAUUCUAGAAUCAAAAUUUAUCUUUCAAAUUGGCGCUCUUAAUCCCCACGGUAUCAGCACCUAG